CGGAGAGUCUGGAGAUACUGGGGACCGCCGCUCAGUGCCAGGAGAGAGCGAGCGCGAGCCGGGCAUCGAGAUACAGCGACCGGGAGACACCUGUCCAGGUAGGCACCGCUCCCCGCGCUCACACAGGAGGGAGGGCGCUGCCAGGGUCACUGAGCUACAAUAAGAGAUGCCCGGAUUAACCCCUGCACUGCCAGCAUCCCUCCUACUACAUCACCGCUCUAUUUACUAAACUGCGAAUUGUGAGCGUAUACAAUAUCCACCUGCAGAAUGUGUGCUUAUUGAUAUUAAUUAAUAUAACUUCCCAUUAAUCCGAGCUGGGCUAGUGUUCAUACUUACACUGUCAUAUUAAAAUAAAAUAAGCUGUCACUGUAACUAUAAUAGGAUAAUGUCUGUCUGAUAUCAGCAUAGUGCUGCCCCCAUCCUCCCCCUCCUUUAUUUUUGUUUUUUUGUCAUUUGGAUUUUAAUUCAGUAGAAUUCGGUGUUUAGUGAAUACGCCUUUUAUCAUUCUUCCUUGCACGAGCAUGGUGGGGGAAUCUAAGGCAUAAUCCAAUGGGGUGGACACAGGAUAGAUUAUCUGCUGUUGGAGAACUACAACUCCCAUGAUGGUUUGCCAGCCAUAAGGGUGAUUAAAAAGAAUCUUGGGAGUUGUGGUUCUACAACUGCUGGAGGGGUCUGUCCUAAUGUAACCAUGGGUAAUUGAUAGGUUUCUGUGUGAAGUAAAUAUGGAGACUGCUCUCAUCCUUCUGUAUAUCAAGUGGUUAAAUUGCUGCAAAAACUACAAAUUCUCUGCACAGGUUGAUUAGUGGGGAUCUAGUAAGGGGCAGCAUGAAUAGACAGAGGGAGCCAUUGAGUUAGGAAAAUGCAAUGCUGAUCGCAGAGUAAUUGAGGUGUGUGCUUGUAAUGAGGUUGUGUACAGGGUGAGAGACAGUUGUUGUGACAAUACUGCUCUUUUAUUUGUGAAUUCUUAAAAAGGCUGCAUCAGGGAGCCAAUGAUUUACACCCUUUGAGAAACAAGGACAUGUCUUCGUCUUGGAUUUUAUUUAUUUAGCAUUAAGGAGUUAAUUUCAUACUGGCCUGCAGUAAACAUGCUUAAUAAACAUCCCUAGAAUAAAUCAAGUACUAUGGGGAAAAGGUAUCAAGGUCACAACAUUGUCAUUUAAAGGGCAAAGUGCAGAGAAAGGAAGGGAAAAAAACAACAAUAAUAUUGUAUUGGUUCCCAUGGCGAUUUCUGCUUAUUUAGUAAUAUGCCCCAGAAUUGCUCCUGCUUUUAUAGAUCUCCAUUUAUAUGACUUGGAGCAUGACCGACACAGACAAAUGAUAAAUGGAGAUGAUCUGUUGCUAUAUCGUUAUUAUUUUAUAUGUUGCAGCUAUGGUUAGAGUUUUACCCAUUGUCAUCAUCUGCUCUCAGUUCAUUUGUAUUAUGCAAGUUCAGUUUUUCAUCCUUUUGUCUUGUGAAAUAGAAAAUGGCUUUUGUGUAUGGUUUAGUUUACAAAUUAAGAGUGGGCGUGUAUAUUUAAAUACUCUUAUGAGUGGCUACAUGCUAUAGGGCAGGGGUGUCCAAAUGGUAGAUCCCUAGAUGUUGUAGAACUACAACUCCCAUGAUGCUUUACGUGCCUUUAAAACGCCUCUGGAAUUACAAAGCAUCACAGUAGCUGUAGUUUUCAAAUAUAUGGGGAUUUACCUUUUGGGCAUCCCUAAUAUAGGUAUAAAUAAUUUGUGGACAGAAAUUGUAGGACUGAGUACAGAGCACAGGUGGACAAACCCCAGCUAUUGUACAACUACUAUUCCCAUGAUGCUGGGAUGCACUACGGAAAUUGUAUUUCCUGUACAGCUGGAUGUCUUUGUUUUCUCCGUGUAAUAAUAAUUUAAGUAGGCACAGAGUGCCCUGUCUAGAUGUGUAUUUAAACAUGCCUUUUAUAUGGAGAUGGAUUGUCUAGCAAACCCUAGAAACAGUGGAUCUUUUUUCCCCCAAGUAAUUUACUAGCACAGUGUCCAGACCCCUGCUAGUAAUUGAGGUGUUAAUAGGACCUCUGCCGUGACGUGCGAUGUAGGAGCAGUCUGUUCUUGAUGUGCGACUGAGAGUGACUCAUAUUUUAAUCAUUAUGACCAUGGUCUGUUUAACCCCCUUCAAUGCCAGAGAGCCACUCUAUCUAUUGCAAGUAACUGAGUGUGCUACAGCUAAAUUGUAAUCCGGUUUAAAGGUUUAGUAACCUGAGGCCUCUAAGUGCAUAUGGUUUUCUUUCCUUCUGCAAUGAUAUACUGUAUUUAUAUUGUAUAGUUGUAAGAUAUUUUGGAUCAACGGCAAAAACAGAUGGGAGAUCUUGAUGGACGCAUGUCUCUUUUCAGCCGAUUUAACUAUAUCUAUGUUAGGACUAUUGUGAUAACAAUAUAUUUGCCUGCUCUGAUCCUCACUGGGUUAUUAUUCCAAUUAUGCACUUGAGCCUGUUCUUAAAGGGACACUAUAGUCACCUGAACAAUUUCAGUUUAAUGAGGUUGUUCAGGUGAGAACUAUAGCUCCCUGCAGGCUUUCUCAUGUAAACCCUGUAUUUUCUGAAAAAAUACAGUGUUUACAUUGAAAGCUAGGAACACCUCCAGUUGCAGUCACUCAGAGUGAACCAUAAUAUGCCUCCAUCCACUCAGAUCUGCUGUCAGCAGAGCACAAGGCAGCACUGUGCACAGCAUCCUGUGAUUCAGUAUCUCCUCCCUCUGCAUGCAUACAUUGAACUUUCCUCAUAGAGAUUCAUUGAUUCAAUUCAUUUCUAUGAGGAGAUGCUGAUUGGCCAGGGCUCUGCCCCUGAUCUGCCUCUUUGUCAGUCUCAGCCAAUCCUAUGGGUAAGCACUAUGAUUGGAUCAGGCUACCACAUGUCAGCAGACUGCUUGUUUUUCUGAGUCUAACAGCAUGCAGAUUUACAGCUUCUGGCUUGAAUACAGUAAGAUUUUUUACUAUAUUUAUGGAGGCAUGAGGGGCCCAGGGGGGCUAGAUGGUGGUGUUAACACUAUAGGGUCAGGAAUACAUGUUUGUGUUCCUGACCCUAUAGUGAUCCUUUAAACUGAAGACUACUGGCUUUACCAUUGUAUGAAAAGUGCCGACUGUUGCACACAUUAGGCAAUGUUGCAUUUUAUAAGAACAAUCUUUUUUAAACAAUACUGUAGUCAUCAGAACCACAACAACCCAAUGUAGUGGUUCUGGUGUCUAUAGCCUGUCCCUGUUGUCUUAGCACUGUAAACACUACCUUUUCAGAGGUAAAAAAAGUCACUCAGGCGGCUACUAGAGGUGCUUUCUAUCUCAGACACUGAACUCUAUCUAUAGAAAUGCAUAGAUUCAGUGUAUCUCUAGGAGUAGAGGUUUAUUUGCUGCGCAUGCGCAAUAGCCACCCAAUACUUUCAAAUGGAAAUGCAUUGGAUUGGCUGAGGUCAUCAAGAUUGAUGAUCUCAGUCACUGGGGCAGAGCCAGCUGCAGAGGAGAAAAGGUAAGUUAAAUAACCUUUUCACUCCACGGAAAAAAUGUAUGCGAAUCUAAAUAGCCACUCUAGCACUAUAGUGUCAGGAAUACAUGCUUGUUGGUCAUAGGAAACCGGUAGCCAUAAAUUGGAGCCAACCUAAUUAUUUUGUGGAGUCAUGAUUUGUGUAGUUGUAUAGUUUUCUUUAAACUUUCUAUACAAGCUAGAUUGAAAUAUAGGUUUAUUAAAUUUAACCUGUCACUCCAGGUUCUCGAUUAGCUGUAACAAGUCCUUAGGCAGUAAAUGUAUAACAUUAUAUAUAAUGUAACAUAAGGAUAAAUUAAAUAUUUGCUUUGCAGGCUGUUCUUUCAUUACUUACUUUCUACACCUCCAGUUCAGCACUCUCAUUCCCAGAGGAUCCGUGGGUACUAAACUGUUGAAACACCCACUGACUUAUAAAGCAGGCAAGCUGAUUUCACCAUAUUCCUGCAAGCAUGAGAAACGUUUAUUGGUGGGAGUAGAACACUGAUGGAGAGUAAGAGAAAUACCUGGUAGGAGGGUACUUUUGGUCUACAGAGUCUGAUCUUCUGUGUUGCCAGCAUACAGAGCUAAUGUUGAAGAUUAAUUGACAGGUUGGGGUAGGGAGCACAUUUUUAAAGUGCAAUACCUGAAAGCAUGUUAAAUACUAGAAAAAUGUAUAGAUGUUAAUUCAAGUCUAGAUCGUGCUGGGUGUACAGGUAUAUUUUGAAGUGAUGACUUUUGCCCAAUCUACUGCUUCUCGUAAACAGCAUUGGUGGCGUCUAAGCGGUUAUGGUGCCCGGAGACCCCUGGUUUGUGCUUGCCUUCAAGUGUUAAACUGUCUUAAACCGGUGUAACACGGAAGGAGUGUCUAUUGGUUUCAGUCUCCUGGCUCUCCUCCUCUGCAUGGGCUGAUGGAGACGCUUUCAGUCUAUCACUGACCACCUGUUGUGAGUAAACAUGUGAUGGUUUUUACUCUUUAUUCGUAAUGGGCAGCCAGUUAUAGUCUGAGAGCGUUAACUGACACGCUCAGCCUCUGAUUGGCCCCCAAGCCAAUGCUUCCCUGUUGGCACAGUGUCCGAGAGGAGAGAAGUGGCUUUGUGAAUGCUACAAGACAUGUUUGAAUUACAGGAACCAAAGUUAGUAUUUGCUGUAAGUUGGUGCUUUCGAAAUAAAAACGUUUACUGCUCUAUUUGCUGAUGCUAAAAUUGGUCUGUUUACUCAUAUGGCGGGGUGAUUGAAUUUUCAUGAGUCACACUGAAAGCUUUUGGAUGUUCACUUAAUUUUUUAUGUGGCUUUUACAUUAAAUUUUCGAUCAGUAUUUCUUAGAAUGUAAUAACUGAAGAAAUAUCAUAAGGUGCAAGAUUCUGGUAUUCACAAUGUGAAUGUUAGAGGGAGUAAGACAAAGUGAAUAAAUUAGCUCUAAAAAAUGGAAAAAAGGAAUUCACCAAAUCCUAUAAAAGAUAAAUAAAAUAUACCAUACAAUAAAGUGUGGGUAUCCAGGAGCUAAAAUAAAAUAUGAAGAAUAGAAUUCAGAUAGUAAAUAGUGCAUACAAUCAUCCAAAUUAAUAUGUAACCCUUGAUGGGAUAUCCAUAAUAUACAAUUACAAGUUCAGAGUGAAAUAUAAGUCCAGAAUAAAAUAGGAGUCCAAAAUAAUGUGCAAAUCUUAUGUGAAGUAACUAUAGCAUAAGGAACCCUAACCCUGCUUGUGAAAACAACACCGGGCUGAUAGUGCUUAUGUCUUAUACUAUACUUUUAUAAUUAAAAGGUAUAAAAGAUGAUUCAGAUAAUUGCUCAAAAUAGAAUUGCAGUGGUGCCACAGUGUAGGAUAAAACAAGUCACUUGAUUAAUGAAAAAUUGAUUAAUUUAUUGAUUAAAAAAUAUGUUCCAAGUAAGAAAUAGCGAUAAAUCAGAGGAUAGCAGAUAGUCCAGUAUAUAAGGAGUAAAAUAAGCAAGUAAACCUGCAGUCCAGACCCUGAUGGAUGAGGAUUGUGUGAGUGAAUCCUUCCUCUGUAUCCUGGCAGGCGGUGAGGGCGGCGUGCGUGUCACUGUGCUGGACUAUCUGCUAUCCUCUGAUUUUUAUCGCUAUUUCUUACUUGGAACAUAUUUUUUAAUCAAUAAAUUGAUCAAUUUUUCAUUAAUCAAGUGACUUGUUUUAUCCUACACUGUGGCACCACUGCAAGUCUAUUUUGAGCAAUUAGUUCCUUAUACUAAUUUGCUCUGGUAUAGAUCAGAAUCAUCGUUUAUACCUUUUAACAUAGAAUGUGACGGCAGAUCAGAACCAUUCGGCCCAUCUAGUCUGCCCAAUUUUCUAAAUACUUUCAUUAGUCCCUAGCCUUAUGCCUAUCCCACGCAUGCUUAAACUCCUUUACUGUGUUAACCUCUACCACUUCAGCUGGAAGGCUAUUCCAUGCAUCCACUACCCUCUCAGUAAAGUAAUACUUCCUGAUAUUAUUUUUAAACCUUUGUCCCUCUAAUUUAAGACUAUGUCCUCUUGUUGUGGUAGUUUUUCUUCUUUUAAAUAUAGUCUCCUCCUUUACUGUGUUGAUUCCCUUUAUAUAUUUAAAUGUUUCUAUCAUAUCCCCCCUGUCUCGUCUUUCCUCCAAGCUAUACAUGUUAAGAUCCUUUAACCUUUCCUGGUAAGUUUUAUCCCGCAAUCCAUGAACCAGUUUAGUAGCCUUUCUCUGAACCCUCUCUAAGGUAUCAAUAUCCUUCUGAAGAUACGGUCUCCAAUACUGCGUACAAUAAAUACUCCAAGUGAGGUCUCACCAGUGUUCUGUACAAUGGCAUGAGCACUUCCCUCUUUCUGUGAAAAAGAAAGAAAAGGAGGGGGGUGCUAGAAAAGUAAUAUCACAAUAUUAUACUUAUAUCUGUACAUCAGCUAUUCAAUCAGUAGCUUUUUGAUCAAUCUAAAAAAGAUUUCUACUUUCUACUGCUAAUACCUCUCCCUAUACAACCAAGCAUUCUGAUAGCAUUUCCUGCUGCUCUAUUACAUUGUUUGCCUACCUUUAAGUCAUCAGAAAUAAUCACCCCUAAAUCCCUUUCCUCAUAUGUUGAGGUUAGGACUCUAUCAAAUAUUCUGUACUCUGCCCUUGGGUUUUUACGUCCAAGAUGCAUUAUCUUGCACUUAUCCACAUUAAAUGUCAGUUGCCACAAUUCUGACCAUUUUUCUAGUUUACCUAAAUCAUUUGCCAUUUGGCUUAUUCCUCCUGGAACAUCAACCCUAUUACAUGUCUUAGUAUCAUCAGCAAAAACACACACCUUACCAUCAAGACCUUCUGCAAUAUCACUAAUAAAAAUAUUAAAGAGAAUGGGUCCAAGUACAGAUCCCUGAGGUACCCCACUGGUGACAAGUCCAAGUUUCGAAUAUAUUCCAUUAACUACAACCCUCUGUUGCCUGUCACUCAUCCACUGCCUUACCCAUUCAACAAUAUUGGAAUCCAAACUUAAAGAUUGCAAUUUAUUGAUAAGCCUUCUAUGUGCAACAGUGUCAAAAGCCUUACUGAAAUCUAGGUAAGCAAUGUUUUAAUUAUAAAAGUAUAGUAUAAGACAUAAGCACUAUCAGCCCGUUGUUGUUUUCACAAGCAGGGUUAGGGUUUCUUAUGCUAUAGGUACUUCAUAUAAGAUACCCACACUUUAUUGUAUGGUGUAUUUUAUUGAAGAAAUAUCAUGCCCACAAUUGUAGCAAAGCAUGCAAAUAUAUUUUGUCUUAGAUACCCAGUUGGUAUUGAAGGAAAGCUAACUCAGUCCAUUAGCAGUGCAGUUAUAUUUUGGUAGAAUGAUUUCUGUGAUGCAGACAGGUUAUUGGUACAGCCAUUUAACUACCCAAUGAAUUUUGCUGCCAUAAUUUGUUACAUUAGAAAGCUCCAACCUAUAUUCUGGUGAACAAUGGAUGUGUGUCCUGCAUGUAUUCGUUAGGACCUUAAAGGGACACUAUAGUCACCAGUACAACUACAGCUUAAUGCAUUUGUUUUGGUGAGUAGAAUAAUUGCCUUCAGGCUUUUUGCUGUAAACACUGUCUUUUCAGAGAAAAUGCAGUGUUUACAUUACAGCCUAUUGAUAACUUCACUGGCCACUCCUCGGAUGGCUGUUAGAGAUCCUUCCUGGGUCAUGGCUGCCUAAAAUGCAUCCAAACAUUCAGUAUCUACUCCCUCUGAAUGCAGACACUGAACUUUCCUCCAUAGAGAUUAAUUGAUUCAGUUCAUCUCUGUGAGGAGAUGCUGAUUGGCCAGGGCUGUGUUUGACUCAUGCUGGCUCUGCCCCUGAUCUGCCUCUUUGUCAGUCUCAGCCAAUCCUAUGGGGAAGCACUGUGAUUGGAUCAGGCCACCACUUCUGGUGAUGUCAGCAGACUGCUUGUUUAUUUUUUAUUUUUUUAGGCAAACAGCAUGCAGAGUUACAGCUUCUGGCUUGAAAACAAUAAGAUUUUGCUAUAUUUAUGGAAACAUGAGGGGCCCAUAGGGGCUAGAUGGUGGUUUUAACACUAUAGGGUCAGGAGUACAUGUUUGUGUUCCUGACCCUAUAGUGAUCCUUUAAUUACAGUAAUUAAAGGACCACUAUAGGCACCCAGACCACUUCAGCUUAAUGAGGUGGUCUGGAUGCCUGGUCCAGCUAGGUUUAACCCUUUUUUCUAUAAACAUAGUUUCAGAGAAACUGCUAUGUUUAUAAUGGGGUUAAUCCAGCCUCUAGUGGCUGUCUCAUUGACAGCCGCUAGAGGGCUUCUGCACUUCUCACUGUGAUUUUCACAGUGAGAAGACACCAGCGUCCAUAGGAAAGCAUUGAGAAUGCCGCGCAUGCGCAUUCAGCCGAAGAGGAGGAGAGCUCCCCGCCUGGCGCUGGAGAAAGAGGUAAGUUUAACCCCAUCCUCCCCCCCCAGAGUGUUCCUGGUACUAUAUUGGUCCUUUAACUAAUAUGGUUCAUUGACUAGAGGCAAAAUUAAUCUUAAAAAUAGGUUAGGUGAAAGCAGUGUAUAUUUCUUUUUAUAAUAACAGCAAUGUUCUUGUAUUUCUUAGUGAUCACACUCCAGUAUCAUUGACGUAAAUUUAGGAAGUCUAAUUCACUUAUGCCCACUUAUUAUAUUAUAUUAUGUUAUAUUGUUAUUAGAGAUAAAUGAAGAAAAGGAAAUUAGAGCAUAUUGCAGCUGGGCAUGUAUAAGGUUUUACGACGUCUAGAUUGCUUAACAUGUGUUUAUCUCUUAAUUGCUGAAUAUACCAACAGUAAAAUUCUAAAGCACUGCGGAAAAAUUUCACGCUGUUGAGUUAAUAUUAGUGAUAAAUGUAAUUCAGAAGAGCUAAAAAAAAUAAAGAUUUAAACCGAGCGUUAUGACCACUUUACUAUUUUGAAGUGGUCAUGGUGCAAGGUCUCUAUGUACAUAGUGUUUUAGUAGGAAAUGCUGCACAUGCGUAGAUAUUUUAUAAUGCUGCUAGUGUAUCUCCACCUCUGGCAGCCUCCAUUAGACAGCCCAGAACUCUUCUGUUUAUAUCCCAUGCAUGCAGGUUCAUUUAUUAGCUAAGAGCACUUGACCACAACCCUGAGCAAAUGAAUGAACAGGAAGAUCAGCAUCCGGCUUUUGCAGUUCAACCCCCAGCACACGUGACGUUGGCAGCCCAGAACGGAGCAAUGUCAAUUCUGUGCAUAAAUUACGUCUGUAAUUUAGCUUUCACUUCCCUCUCUCUGUGAGCGUAUGUACUCUGAGCCAGAAAAAUGUUCCAAUCAUUGGCUUCUAUAUGAGAAACCUGUGAUUGGACCAUGCGCAGCCCCAGUAACGUCAGGAGAGGGUGCAGAAAAGCAGUGCCGGGAGCUUCGCUCGGCGCUGGAAUUAACGUGAGUCAGACCUUUUUUUUUGUUUUCUUCACAUUCUAAUUGAUAGGGUGAACCUUUCCCCAUAUUUCCAGUAUGGCACAUUACACAGGAAAGGUACCCCUUCUCUUAACAGGGUUUUAGUAACCUCUUAAUGAUUUGUUUGCAUUUUACUAAAUGUAUAAAAAUUGGAGAGAAUAUUUUCCUUUCAUCUUGCAUUUAUUAUAUUCGAGCUGCAAAUAGAAUGAAACCACUCCUAUCCAAGCUAGUUUCGAGGGAACAAGCAGGGUUCGUGCCUGGUAGACAGGUGGGUGACAACACUAGACAUUUUAUCAACCUAGUUGAAUGGGCACACUCAUCAAAUCAGCAAGGCGUCCUCUUGGCACUCGACGCAGAAAAAGCGUUCGACCGCCUAAAUUGGAAAUACAUGAGGAAAACUCUUGAAGUGCAGGGAUUUCCCCGGCCCUUUAUAACUAGUAUCCUAGCCUUAUACAGCUGCCCUUCGGCAAGAGUCCAUAAUACGGGCUUCCUCUCCAAACCCUUCCACAUUCGUAAUGGCACACGCCAGGGAUGCCCAUUGUCCCCACUCAUUUUCAUUCUGUGCCUAGAGCCCCUCAUUUAUCACAUUAAACGUGACCCACUAAUCCCAGGACUAGACACCCCUGUGGGUGAACAAAAACUAGCCCUAUUCGCAGACGACAUUCUAGUAUUCCUGACAGACCCGAUACACUCUAUCCCAGUCCUUCUACAAACGCUGAACAAGUAUGGCUCAGUGUCGUACUACAAAAAUAAUACAGCUAAAACCCAUCCGACUACCAAAGACCACGAUUAAAAAAUUUAGAGGAAACACAUACAUUCGAAUGGCAAUCUAAAUCUAUCCAAUACUUAGGUAUCAAACUAACAAAAUCAAUAAACUCACUAACUACCGAAAACCAUACACCUAUGCUUCACAAACUCACAGCCCAAAUAAGCCAAUGGGAAGGGUUGGAAGUAUCAUGGCUGGGACGCAUCAACUCCAUUAAAAUGAUGAUUCUCCCCCACAUGCUUUAUCUCUUCCGUACACUCCCCAUUCCACUACCGACCAAAUUACUAAAAAGAUUCCAGAAUAUCAUUAACGCCCACAUAUGGAAACGGAAGCCUCCCAGAAUGGCCACCGCCAAACUUAGCCUACCAUUUGCGAAAGGCGGCUUAGGUGCUCCGGACAUCCGUAAUUACUACCGAGCAGAAGAGUUACUGUUGAAUGUUACCCUUCCCUUAACCCUUUGUUCUCUUCCCUUUUACCCGGUUGCAUGACGAGAUAGAGAAUUGAGCUAAUGCGGACAUCAACAACAGUUAGCACAAAUGUCUAUAGCUCUAGUCAAAAACAAACACCUCAAACGAGCUGUCACACAAACGGAGUUAUAACAUAACAUCGAUGAUGCAUAUAUGUUGUUGUCGAUACUAGCGUCACUACACGUAUUAUCAUUUUAUAUGAACUUCUGUGGAUAAGCCAAUCAGGCCACAUUUGAUCGAUGAGCUGCUACGUCAGCGAUAGUGUAUUGUAUUGUAUUGCAUUAAUGUUACUGUUAGUAAUGUAUUAAUAUUCAUGUUGGCAUUGUAUUACUAUCAUUAUCAUUGUAAUAUUAUUAUAGUAUCGUUUUACUGUAUUAUUCUAUCACUGUAUUUGUACCAAUACUGUAAAUGUAUUAUUAUAUCACGGUACCAUGCACUGGAGUACUACUAAAACCAAUAAAAAAGAAAUAUGGGGAAAAAAAAAAAAAGUAUAUUCGAGCUGGCUGUGACAUUGAGAUGUUUUGCAAUCUGUGCAAGGUACAAGUUGCCAUUCAAGAGGGGGACUCACAUUAUCAACUCGCUGUGCUCUAAUUUAGAGUGUUUCAAAACAUACAUAGCAGAAUUGUUAAGUUAACACGUCCAGUUAUAAAGAGUUUUUUUAAUUCUGUGUCUUUCAUAUAUGAGCAGGUCAGUGAAAGACUGACUAAUUUACUAACCAGUGCGGCUAAUCCUUGUAUAGAAUGACACAAUUACUCAACCAAAACAUGGGUAUACUUAGACCAUUGUGUGUUAUUUGCUAAUAUUAUAUUGUGAGCGUCUUGUUGGUUUGACUGACAUGGAGCAUUGUGCCUGGUUUAUACUGACAUAGGUAGUGUUUAAAGAACCUGUAGGAAGUCAGGUGACUAAUUUUCCUUGCAGAGACCACAAAGGGCUGUUUUACUGAUCCGUAACAAUUGUAACAUAGCUUUUUUUUCUUCUUGAGUUCAUAUAACAUAAAACUGUAAGAACUGUCUUUACGUUAAAAUUUAAACCAAAAUGUGCUAUUUGAUUUAUACCUGUCUGAGUUCCGGAUAUCCCAAGUUAAACUUUUUUUCCCCUUUUUAAUGAUGAUUAUGGUGUAAAAAUAAACGUGGAAAUCUGCAGUUAUCUUUCAGUAACCUCAAAUUAUUCCCUAUUUGCUUGAGGUAAUGUUGAGAAAGCACCAAGGGGCUGCAAAACGCAUCCAGGGCUUUAUUACUCGACCUUUUCACUCUGGUAGCUGUGUGGGUGGUCUCUCCCCUGUCUGGCAGCUGCAGGUUUAUCGCUACAUAUUUUUUCAUUUUUUUUUCUAAGUUCGCUGCUAAUACUUGAAAACCUAUGCCACUUCAACACACCAUGUAGUUUGUACGAUAUACUUGUACAACCUGCAGUAAUUAUGAGGGCUGCCAUGACAGUUUGAUGCCAUGUACUUAUAGUCUACAUAUAUUGUUUACUAAUGAAAGUGAUAUUUUUUUUUCUUCAUAUUUCCGUUUUUCUCUGUGACUUAUUUGAGGAUUACCCAUGUUUGUGCGGACUAUUGUUUAUCUUAUGGGACUUAUUGUUUAACAUUGGGGAAAAGUCCAGCACCAGGGUUACAUAUCAUUCCCCUUUUUUUGCAUUUUUAAAAAAAAAAACUACUUUACUCAGAGAUACGGCAUCCCUUGUGAAUGGGAUGACAUAUCACAUUUGCUAAUCUAUUUCACAUCGACAUUUUGCUCGAGGUAAGCUAACUCCCACUUGGUUUCAGACACACCUGGAUGAUGCUUUAUCUUCAGAGAGAUUAUAUUCUUUUCUUUUUAAAAUCAGUCUCUACUAUGUGUUCAUGGUUAUCUAUUGCACCAAUCCUAAUUUAUCAUAUUUGUAUUCUUUUUUUUUAUCGAGUGGCCGCGUUGUAACCUUUUAUUUUUCCUUUUCUGUACUUUUUAGUUUUUUUUGUUUUUGUUUGUUUUGCACAUCAGCGGGGAAAAUGCUGCACUAAUCAAAUGGUCUCUGACACCAUCUAAUUGAGUAACCAAGUUUGAAUUUGCUAUUGGGGCGGUAGCACUGCUGGAAGGCAUCCAGUAAAUCCUGAUAACCAUGCAAUGUAAACAUGGCACCCAGACCACUUCAUUGGGAUGAAGUAGUCUUGGUCCCUAUAGGUUGCCUAUAAUUGUUUUUACAUUGUGAGUGGAAUCAUUGAAUAAUCACACAAAUCGUAAAUAGACAAAAUGGCAGAAUUUAAAAAUGAAUGGUGAGAUUUAUUUAUUUUCUGAACCUGUCCCUCGUGGCCGCCGCCAUUUUCCUCUAUCCGGUCCCCUUCUGGUGCUUCAGUGCCAGGAGCCGAUGUCACUGCUGUAUUCUCGUGCAUUUGUGAGAGUACGGAAUUGAGGUCUAUGGAAGAUCCCGCGAGACCGAGGGAUCCUCCAUGGACACAGCAAAUAUCUUUGCAGUCAUCAAUGGUGAUGGCUUGAAAAUUAACACUUCUAGACGUCGGUAGCUUUGCCCAUUAUCUAGAAGUGCUAGGCGUGGGAAAAGUACUGACACAUAGUACUUCCUCUUUUGACUGGGUUGGAAUUUAAGUGAAAUAUUUAAUUUUUAACAAAAUACUUAUGUGGGGGUGACAUUGUUGCUUUAAUAUGAGAUCUAGAUACGGAUUAUGAAACUCUCAUUGAUAUUACGAUUGCUCUUUCUUAAUUGAAAUCAAAGUACUAUCUUAAUGUAUGAUGUGUGUAGUGAUAUCAAUGAAGAAUCAGACAAUUGCAUAUACAUUUAUUAGUUUUUAUUAAUAUACCGCAAUAUACAGGCAGAAAGUUUAACAUUCCUGCAAUCCUCAUGAUUAAUAAAACCUGGUUGAUGCAGAGGAAGGCAAAUAAAACCCCCGGUAGAUGAUGUCAAACAGGGGGAAAAAAAUUCCUUCCUGAUUUAUGGCGAUCAGUUUAAUACCCUGGAUCAACCACCUAAUGUUUAAUUGCAUAUUGCUGAAUAUAUUAUACUUGUAUGCAAAUAAAAUGGAUGCAAUUCAGAUAAGAAGGAUUCUGCUCAUAAAGCUUACAUUCUAAUAUGAAUAGUACAAUACAGAGAAGGAGGUCCCUGUUCACAGAGCUUACACUCUAUCAGCACACACAGCUUAUACUCUAUAAUAUCAGCAGUACAAUACAGAGAGUCCUUGCUCACAGAGGUUACACUCUAAUAUCAGUAGUACACUACAGAGCGGGAGGUCCUUGCUCACAGAGCUUACAGUCUUGUAUGAACACUGCAGUACAAAUAGGGAGGUCCUUUCUCACAUAGCUUACACUCUAAUAUUAACAGUACAAUACAGAGAAUGAGGUCCUUGCUCAGAGAGAUUACAUUUCAAUAUCAACAGUUCAAUAUGGGGAAAGAGGACCCUGCUCACAGAGCUUACACUCUACCAUUAGCAGUACAAUAUAUAGUGGGAGAUCCUGCUCACAGAGCUUACACUCUAAUAUGAAUAGUACUAUAUAUAGGGGGAAACUCCCUACUCACAGAGUUUAACUCUAAUAUGAACAGUACAAAACAGAAAAGGAGGUCCUUGCUCACAGAAUUUACAAUCUAACAUGAAUAGUGCAAUAUAGAUAAUGAGGUUCCUGUUCACAGAGCUCAUACUCUACCAUCAGAAGUACAAUAUAGAGAAGGAGAUCCCUGCUCAUUGAGCUUACACUCUUAAUAUGAAUAGUACAAGAGAGAGGAGGAGGUCCUUGCUCACAAAGCUUAUACUCAAAUAGGAACAGUACAAUACAGAAGGGGCAGUCCUUGCUCACAGAGCUUACGCUCUGAUAUGAAUAGUACAAUACAUAGAGGGAGGUCCUUGCUCACAGAGCUUACACUCUCAUAGAAACGAUACACUGCAGAGAGGUAGGUUACUACUCACAAAGUUUACACUCUAAUAGGAACAGUACGAUACAGAAAGGAAGGUCCUUGCUCACAGUUUACAGUCUAAUAUGCCCAGUACCAUACAGAUGAGUGGUCUCUGCUCACAGAGCUUACAUUCUAAUAUGAAUACUACAAUAUAUAGGGGGAGGUCUCUGCUCACAAAGAUUACACUCUAAUAUGAAUAGUACGGGGGGGGGAGGGGUUGGUAGCUGGUCCCUGGUCGCUGGUCCCUGGUCCCAGAUUGCUGGUUCCGUGGUCCCAGAUUGCUGGUUCCGUGGUCCCAGAUGGCUGGUUCCGUGGUCCCAGAUGGCUGGUUCCGUGGUCCCAGAUGGCUGGUUCCGUGGUCCCAGAUGCUGGUUCCGUGGUCCCAGAUGGCUGGUUCCGUGGUCCCAGAUGGCUGGUUCCGUGGUCCCAGAUGGCUGGUUCCGUGGUCCCAGAUGGCUGGUUCCGUGGUCCCAGAUGGCUGGUUCCGUGGUCCCAGAUGGCUGGUUCCGUGGUCCCAGAUGGCUGGUUCCGUGGUCCCAGAUGGCUGACCCAGAUUGCAGGUUCGUGGUCCCAGAUUGCCGGUUCCGUGGUCCCCGGGUUCCUGAUCGUGGUUGCCGGUUCCGUGGUCCCCGGGUUCCUGAUCGUGGUUGCCGGUUCCGUGGUCCCCGGGUUCCUGAUCGUGGUUGCCGGUUCCGUGGUCCCCGGGUUCCUGAUCGUGGUUGCCGGUUCCGUGGUCCCCGGGUUCCUGAUCGUGGUUGCCGGUUCCGUGGUCCCUGAUCGUGGUCGCCGGUCCCGGGUCCCUGAUCGUGGUCGCCGGUCCCAGAUUCCUCCCGAUCCCUGAUCGCGGGACCAGGAUCCCGGCUUUUGCCUUAUAGGUACGGGGGGUGGCGGCAAGGGGCUCUGCAUGCAGGGGGUGGAGCCCAUUCAUGUGGUCAUCUCCCCCCUAUAAAUACCCAAGCACUGCAGUUGGCCAGUGCUUGGUAGUUCUUGUGCUUGCCUCAGUCUCCUAGUUUCCUGGUUCUCGUUCCUGAUCCAAGGUUCCUGAUUCCUGGUACCAGAUCCUUGAUCCAUGGCUCCUUUUUCCUGCACCUGGUCCCUAAUCCUGGCUCCUGAUGAAGAGUAGAAUACAGAGAGUAAGGUCCCUCCUCGCAGAGUAUUUUCUAAUAUGAAACACAAAGCAUUUUUUUUUUAAUGAGACUCUUCAUUUCUUCUCCUCCUCUCCUUCCAAUGGAUCUUUUACCGUAAAUAGACUUGUAUUCUCUACAGUUUGCUUUAGAACUGCAAUAUUUCCACGCUAGAAAUCUGUUUGGAAACACACAUUUUUGAUGCUUUCCUCAGAGAUGAAGUCUGAAUAUUAAAGCAACUGACUGGUAAAUUUCUGCACUGAAUGACAAAACAAAGAUGAUCUGGAACACUGGAGAUAGCUCCAUUGUGAUGUCAUCACCCUCUCAUACCUUUUGAUAUGUCAAAAAUGGCUAUGUAACUUUUUGGACAGUGAAUUAUGCUCAUCGCUUCCCUCCUACAUCUCAAAUUAUCAUUUUUUUUUUUUUUUUAUACAUAUAAACUGAUCCAGAAAUAGAAUGAAAAUAAGCAAAUAAGAACAUUUUCCUUUGUUUUAAUUAUUUUAUGACAUUUAAAUUUAACACAUCUAACAAACAUGGCCUUCCUUAAUAAAUGUGUGUUGAAACAUCUAGUAACACUUUAUAUACACCUAUAUAUGUUUACAAGUAAAAUAAUGCUACAGUAUGCUUUAAAAUUCUUUAAAAAUUAAAACACAAUGCGUGCUUUAAAUAUGUGAUUUAUCAAGUUUAUAUUAAAGUGUUUUACACCAAAAAUAUGGGUAUUGUCCUGGGUCCUAUCAUUGCUUUAAAAAAAAAUAAUAAAAAAAAAAUAGCAUUUUAUUAGAGUUUGGAUACUCAAAAAUACAACUUUGCCGUGGUAUGAAAAUGAUAACAUUUUUAAAACAAUAAAAAUCAUCUGUUAGGGCCCCUGGUUGCUUUUGGGCUUAAGCUGUGACUGAUUGCCUUCAUUUCAUCCCUGGGUUCACCUUUGUCUGCCUCUGGUAAGUUCAACUGUCAGAGGAAUACCAUUUGGUCAUCUGUGGAGGACAGGGUAAGCAUCUGGUCUCCCUGUGGCUCUGUCAGGGAUCCAUCUUCUUCCCACCUGUAUCUUACUCCUGCGUCCCCUAGUUGUUUGGCAAUUUGUGCCAGCUGUCUCCGUUCCGCAAGUGCUGUGAACGCGAGAUCCCCAUAUAAGGCCACAGUGCUACCCUUCAUUUGCACAGUGCCCAAGACUCUGGAGCGGGACAUGAUAGCGAAACGGGUUGUCACGUCCUUCAUGACUGCUAUAGUGUCUCUGGGUGCGUCUCUUGGGGUUGUUGCAGCUUUACGGAUUCUGAACGCAGAAAGUAUCAUGUUUGGCUCAGUGCCUUCAUUAAGGCCCAUUGCGAACAUUAGGCAGUAGAUGUAGGGCAGUAAGGCAUCCCCCUCCCACACUUUCAGAUAUUCCGCCUUCUGCGCUGUGCCUCCAUAGUUGUGACAGUCCGCAGGAGUUUCUGGACCUGUGAGGAAAUAUCCCACAUUGAGUCCUGGAAGUGCUGUUGUUGGUGCUCCCUUGCACUUUCUCGUGCUUCCACUGCUGUAAACCACUGUUGGAGAUUCCCCACCUCCUUCUGAGUGCUUAGCAGCUUUCCACACUUCCCUCAUUUCUGUUUAGAGGUCUCUUAUGUCACUUUGAUUCUGAGUCGGAAUAAUGGGCCACAGCUUCUGCCGAACGCAAGGUAGGACUCUCCCUGUCAUCCUGUGAGUCCUCUGAGGCCUCCUCCUCACUGGGAGCCUUGGGCGCCAUCUUGGUGGGAGCCGGUGGAUUAGGCCUCGCAAACAAGAGCCGAAUAUCUGACAUUUUGGGCGUCUCACGAAUGCGAAAUUUUAAAUUUUUGCGCCCCAUUGGUGUCGCUGUGCGGGAGGCGUGUGUGUGGUCUUUUCAUAAGAGCUGUUUGUCGGGUUAUAGGCACACACUGCCCGCACUGUUCCCCUCGUACACACACUGCCCGCACUGUUCCCCUCGUACACACACUCUCACAUACACAGAACCCCUCACACACACAAACACAGUGCACCCCUUACACUCACUGCCUCCCAUACACACGUACUGCACCCCUCACACACACUACUAGAGGCCCUGUCCUGGUAGACCCCAGGUAAACUGUCAAACUGUUCUUAAACGGUUUGACUAUUUAUUCUGGGAGGGCGCCACGGCACUCCUGACACCAUAACCACAACAGAGAGCUGUAGUGGGUAUUGUCCCUGGAUUGUUUCUUCAAUUACAAUCUGAGUACCAACAACUUUGUUUUCCUGCACUAUAGCUUUCCUUUAAAUGUAAGGUUAGGGACAGUAUUAGGGGUAGGAUUAAGUGCAGGAUUAGCGUAAAAGGUAUACAUCCAGGGUAUCCUUGUACUCGACUGUAAGACAGUAGCCAAAUACAAAUGUGGGGUGUUUGCAGUAGCGGGACAUAUGUGAUCCAUGAAUUUCCACAAAAUACUUGUGUGGGAGGGGGAACAAAACACAAAAAAUUAGCUAUUUUAACCUAGGUUUGUGAUUAAAAUGGUUAAAUGAAAAGUGAUCUUGUUGCAUAGGCUGAGGGAUGUACUUUCUACAAAUAUAUACUUUUGCAUAGUGGUUUUUGGAUCUAUUAACUACGUUCAAAGUUGACAAAUUUUUGCUUUAAAACCGUAAUUCACCCCUUGCAGUAGUUUUUUUUAAUUUUAUUAUUAUUUCUAAAAAAUAUAAUUGAAAUCCUGGACAUAUUGGGCUUGUAAACAUUCAGGACUAAUUAAUGAAUCUGUUUUGAGUUUGUUUUAAUUGUUCGAACACAUUUUAUUAAAUGUAAAACUGAGGGGAAAAAGUUUUCCAUGUCCCUUUAUGUUAUGUGUAAAGACUUAUUCUUCAAAGUCAAUCUUUUAUACAUCCUUAUUGUUGCAGCUGACCCAAAAAGAAGUCGACCAUUCUCCCUGUGUUAAAAAAAAAUCUUAUUUAUAAUACCCAUAUCACAAAGGCUCUUAAUGUAUAAUCCCUUUACAUCAUCCAGGUUUAGGGAGUGUUUGUGAUCUAGAAGACAAUCUCGGCCCUCCCAUUGAUUUCUAAAGGGACAAUGCCUUUAUCACAUAAAUCCUGCUGUGCGUAGCUUUAAGAGAUCCUGAGAUAUGCAAUUCUUUUGUCACAAGGAAUUUCAUCCACGAUAACAUGAUAUAAAGCUACUUAGCCGUCUCUUUGGAGCCCUUGUGGAACUUCUGUUAACAAGCUUCUGCUAGUAGCUUCAUUCAUGUUUUUAGUGAGAAAAGUACUGAAAGCCAUAAAUGUGGCCAUUCAGAAAGAGGCCAUACACUGUUGAUAUUCUUAAUCUUGCGUCAUUCUCAUCCCCAUCGCGAAAAGGUAUUUAAAAUGCAACAUUGACAGCUGUAUCUUCCUCAGAUAUUCCCUGUCCUGCACAGAGAGAUGCAACCGCUAAAACAAAGAAUGUCCCAUUUACUGCCACCUGUUAUGGCUGAUGGCUAAAGUGGGAAUGUUUUACCCUAUUCCCACCUUCCUCCAAACACUUAAGCAACUUGUCUUACCCACGUCUAUUGGAAUGCACUGCAAGUUAAAAUCGAAUUUCAGUUUUAGCCCGAAACUGCCAAUUUGGAAGCAUUCUCCAAGAUGGCUGUGCUAGAUAUGUUGCCUAAAAUUUUGAAAUUCACUUUGAAUUACCAACAAUUCAAACAAUCUGGCCUAAAAAUGGAUGUUCCAUGUUUUAGUGAAUAUCCCUGUGUGUUUCCUUUAAAGGCUAAAAUGACGUGACAAAUACUUUUGGCUAGUGAGUCUGUAAAGGCUUUGGAUUUACCAAGGGCGGCCUUCAUUGUGAACUGGUUAAACUGCAAAUAAGCUGCCUUAGGGAAGGGUGUGUGGAGGAGGGGGAGCCAGGUCCUGUCUGACAGGUGGUUGAGCUGAAUUUAAUUUCCUUUUCAGUGUUUGUUUUCAUGAUUUUUGCUGGACUACAGGUGUUUUUCCAAUAUCUGUCCAACUUUGUAACUCUUCAACUGGAUCACUUUUCUAACGGAAGCGUUGCCCAUUUCAAAAGUACUUUGUUAAAAAAGCUUCAGGGCUGUAAUUAGUAAUUCUGUAAUAAUGCAGUCAUACAAAGGACUAAUAUAAAAGUGACAAAAGCCUGCAAACAUAUUUUUUUUUAUUUUUUUUAUUUUUUAUAACGUUUUCAAAUAACAAAUUAUAACUGAUAUUUUGAUCUAGAUGUAACAAGUGUGUUUGUCACCACUAAAUGCAGCUGUCAUCAUUCAACUUAACAAAAAUGUGUUUUUAUUUUAUUUAUUUUUCCUUUAAUUGUUUUAUUUAUAUCAACAACCUCCAUGAUUGAAGUAGUUUUGUGGUCACCUGGAAUCACAGUGCCAGGUUAAUAUAAGGCAAAAAUAAUUUGUAUCCUUCUAAAAUAUCUUAUGCUCCCAAUCAUAUGCUGUUUUUUUUCCUCUGGAAAUUCCAGUAGCAUAUUUACCGUUCUAUGCCAAUGGCUAACGGCGAGUACUCCGACUGUUGUGGACUAUGUUUCCCAUGAUGCUUAGCCAAAUAUUUGGGAGUGGUUUCCUGCAUUAUAUACACAGUAAGCCAGCUUAAGGCAAGUGCUCCCCAGCAGCAUGUUGAAUGGCUACAACUAAAAUAAAGGGAAUUAAUUACUGAGGACAGGUCCGAUGGGAUCCCCACCCUGGUUAAUUAUUUCCUGUAAAUUCCUUCCUCUAGUUGUGCGUUGUGUAUUGAAUUAAGAUGAUGUAUUCAUGUCUUGCACUGAAAGGGUUGACGAAGAGCUGUAGGUUUUUCUGCAAGGGAAGAAGGGGGAGGAGAGCAAAUAUUAGGAGCUCUCACACCAGGAUGUACAGCUGAGGGAAUGUUUUCCUGUGUUGUUAUUGCAGGAGCAAAAGGAGGAAAGGGGGAUUUGAGCAUCAGGCAUUUGUGAUGGGACAUUAAAGCAAAGGUGAGCAUGGAUCUAAGGAAGUGAAGGGGGCACUUUUUACCUUAUGCAAUUACAGCACCUGCUUCCCACGUCACCUGGGAAAGCAUUGAGUAGCAAUGGAACCAGGAGCACCUGUUUGUGAUCAACGUACUCUACUGUUCCUCUCUUUCUUCUACUAACUUUCCUUCCAUUUCACUAGAUUUUCAGCUUCAAGGGUAAAUACUUACUAUCUGAUUGUUGUCUGUCAGUGAUUUUUCUUCUGAUUGUUGAGAGAACAAAAGUUUGCAGCUGCCAGUUAUAGACUAUAACAUUGUGACAGCUGCUGGAUCACGUCGUCCUAAAAUGCUUUAAUGGGGGCGAGUUGAACUCUAUAAAGCUAUGGCUAUACAGGCUAAUCUCUUCUGGACUGCACCUGUCCUACCUGUGAGUUUCCAAAUUAGUUCUAGUGACACGUCAUUGACUCCGCUCAGAAGGCUUGUUACCACUAUGCAGAGUUACAGCCUCGAGCACUGCUUUUCAUUUAUUUAAUUUUUUAGAUGUGCUGCAUGUGUACCGUGUGCGUAUACUUUUUCCGUUUACCAUUAUUAAUAUUCACAGCUGCAACAAUUCUAUCUAACGUACGUAAUGGCAGCCUCUAAAACAAGGAUAUAUCAGCAGCUGCUUUGCUUGCUCUCCGUAACAUUUGUCGUAAUAGACGUAUAAAUUUGGAAAGCAAUGCUCUGUGAAAUUGUAAAAACUUGUGUUUAUUUCAAUACAGAUUUAUUUGUAUUUUCUACUUGUCUCUUUCUGUUGUCAGGGUUAAACUCUAAACUGAGUUAUUGUUUUUUUGGUUUGUUUGUAGAAAUUUAUCAUGGGAUUGCACAUUUAAGGCCAAAUUGAGAAAUAAAAAAUGUGUGUGUAUAUAUUUUAAUUUGUCAGUUUUGUUGUAAAAGUUUAAUUUAAUGUCACCAUUUAGUGUAUAAUUUCCAUCAGGGUUAUUUACUCAAGUCUUUGACUUUUAGUAAAUAGCCAAAUUAGGAGAUUUCUCUCCAGCAGCUAUUUUUGCUGUAUGACUAUGAUGGCCUUAAAUAUGGUAUUCACUUUGUACCCAAAACAAUUAACACUUCUGUUAAUAAUCCUGGUUAAUUCUUAAAGCGGCCCCUUUCUCUUGAAGUGUGUCAAGGAAGUGCAAAUGGAAUUUUAACAUUUCCAUAGUUAUGUUUAUUUAAACUGAAUUGGAAAGGAAGAUGGCCCUGUAAUUCUGAACUGGAUGUUUUGGUUGUUUUUUUUUUUUGUUUGUUUAGUUUAGUCCUAAAGUUGCCUAAAGGCCCAUCUUCAGUGCUGUUGUAUAUGUACUUGUAUCUUUAAAUAUACGUUCCCUUUGAGUAUUUCAUUAUGCUUUGUCAUUGCAUACUCUUUGUUUCCGUAGUUGUACUUUUAGGACUUACUUUUCCCAUUGCUAUUUAUGUUAGUUUGUUGCAGUAAAAGAUUGUGCCGUGUUCUCUAAAGCCCUCAGUAAUCCAUCCGAAAGCUAAACUGGUUCAGGACAGGCAACAGCUGAUAAACGUGGGCCGAAGAUACUGGCUUAUAUCUCCCACACCUCCUUUCAUCUCUGCUUACAAACAUGUUUCCAAGGAGAUGAUAGGCCAUCAAGAAAAACCAGUCUGACUGUUCUUAAGAGCAUUUUUUUUAUUUUAUAGCACUGUCUAGUUUUUAACUCUUUCCACUAACAUAAUAUAUUUCAUGCCUGUUCCUUUUAUCCUUUUUUAUACAUUUUUUUGUUCUUUAUUUUAUUCUUAAUGUAUUUUUAUACUGGAUACUGACCAGACUGUAGAUCUGCAGUAAGGACAAGUAAUGCAGAGAUAGAGGGUCUUUGUGCUGGCUAUCAGAAUGGCCAGUCUUAACAGACGACUCUGAAAUGAUGUGAUUAAACAGAACCCUAUAAAGGUGAGCGGAAAUAGCCAAAGUUUAAAAAAUACAUUUUAAAAAAAAUCCAGAAGUACGCAAGACUGCACUGGUCAAGGUCGUGAGAGGCAGGACAGGGUAUCCACACAAAGCAAAAAAAUGCUAUAGAAUACAGAACUGUGGUAUUGGGCUAUGAAAAUCAUAAGUGGGCCUUAGGAAGGCAACAUAAUUGCAUUUAAAUAUCGAAGUGUUCUGUGGAAAUUUGGCCGUGCAUGUGGGGCAGCAAUCGGGGCUGCCAUUUUUAUGUAAGUGCAUUUUGGCUUUAUGAAAGCAUGCAAAAUUAGCAGUGUCCGGAAGUCUGCUAGAGGUAGAUGCUUCAUUUGGGACACUGACAUAUAUGGUAUUAAUCAAAGAUAGUUAAAUGGUUGCUCCUGAGGUCUUGCUUGGAGUCUUCCCCUAGGCCAGUGGUAUAGCAGUCACGGAAAUUGUUAUUGAAAGGGACUAACUCCCAUCACUACUGGGCGGCAGCAAAGACUACAGUUCACAUCAGCCCCAAUGUAUAGUAAAAAACAAAGAAAAACAGGUUGCACUGGACCUAUCUUUCUGCAUUUGUAUCCACUUUUUGUAUCUCACAGCUUUGUUACAAUGCUGCCGCCCAUUCCAUGUGUUCCCUAUUAAGGGUUAAUAAAUAUAUAGGGGUGUAUAUAAAAAAUACCCCUUUCUGUCAAAUUAGAGAAAUUUUUGCCAGAGGCUCAAGGAAGCAAGGUGAAUGGUUAGAGUUAGGACCCACUUAGGGGGGGCUGCCUUGACGUUGGCAGGUGGGCUUAUCCUCUCAUGGCCAUUGGAGGUAACUAAAAAACCUCCAUUUGUUUAAAAAUACAUAGGGAUUAAGGAGAGAGCGCAGGUAACUUGUUUUUCUUUGGUUUUUACUUUAAUUAGGAACUUGUGGAGACCGUAUGUUGUUCUAUAGUGAUCAAAGGUCCUAUGUGACAGAAUCCUAUGUUUUGUGUUUUCAAAUAGAAACAUAGAAUGUGACGGCAGAUAAGAACCAUUCAGUCCAUCUAGUCUGCCCAAUUUUCUAAAUAUUUUCAUUAGUCCCCUGACAUUAUCUUAUAGUUAGGAUAGCCUUAUGCCUAUCCCACGCAUGCUUAAACUCCUUUACUGUGUUAACCUCUACCACUUUGGCUGGAAGGCUAUUCCAUGCAUCCAAUACCCUCUCAGUAAAGUAAUAUUUCCUGAUAUUUUUUAACCUUUACACUUCUAAUUUAAGACUGUCCUCUUGUUGUGGUAGUUUUUCUUCUUUUAAAUAUGGUCUCCUCCUUUACUGUGUUGUGCGUAUGUCUUUUAUUUUGUUUUUGCAACGCCUGCAUUCACCUUGAAGCUGAUUUUACCUUUUGCAGUGUUUAGACAUAAUUGUGGACUCGAGAAAUGGAAGGUGAUAAAUGUUCCACCUAGGUCAGCAAUUGCUUACCAUAGCACUACAGGUAUAUGUAAACUACAAGCGAGUUGAACAUCCAGUACCACCACAAUUAUCAUGUAAAACUCUUAAGGAUUUCUCCACUAAACUUCAAACUUCAAAAGUAUCGAGGACAGAAUUGAAAACUUCUGCCCAAAAUAGUAUGACUAUAACUGAGUUGGACAAUUCUUAUAAAAUGACUACUUUGGCCUGUAUUUUUAAGUUAGAUUUUGGGGUUUAUGGGGUUAUUUUUUUUCAUUACGGUUAUACCAGUCUUGAUAAAGUUUAGCUUGUUUGUACCUACGGUAUGCAUGAACUCCAUUGACCUGAUGAAUGUUCCCCCACUCCCAUUUACUGUAAGAGUUCCUUUGAUAUUUGCAGGCUGUUAUUUUGCUAAUAUGUUGCUCCUUGUCCAAUUUGCUACAGUGUUUUUAAAUUGCCUAUAAGUAGGUGCACACAAUUGAUUUCAUUCAAUUCACUCAGGUGCACAGUAUACUACUGGAAUGGAGGCUGGUUUUUGUUUCUUGUAAUGAACUCUUGAAUGGACAAACUAUCCCUUUUUAACUUGAAGUUUGAUGGUUUGAUGUUUUGUCAUUUUACCGAGCACAAACCUUGUUGGCAAUGUGCUUUUUCACAUUGUUGAGGGAUAGCAGGAGUGUAUUUGCAGUUUUUAUUUCAGCAUUAUACAGAUGAAUGGGUUUCAACCUUUUUUCACUUUUGUACCCCUUGGUAGCCCAUUUCCAUAAAUUGUGUUUGUGAUCUAGAAGACAAUCUCGGCCCUCCCAUUGAUUUCUAAAGGGACAAUGCCUUUAUCACAUAAAUCCUGCUGUGCGUAGCUUUAAGAGAUCCUGAGAUAUGCAAUUCUUCUGUCACAAGGAAUUUCAUCCACGAUAACAUGAUAUAAAGCUACUUAGCAGUCUCUUUGGAGCCCUUGUGGAACUUCUGUUAACAAGCUUCUGCUAGUAGCUUCAUUCAUGUUUUUAGUGAGAAAAGUACUGAAAGCCAUAAAUGUGGCCAUUCAGAAAGAGGCCAUACUGUUGAUAUUCUUAAUCUUGCGUCAUUCUCAUCCCCAUCGCGAAAAGGUAUUUAAAAUGCAACAUUGACAGCUGUAUCUUCCUCAGAUAUUCCCUGUCCUGCACAGAGAGAUGCAACAGCUAAAACAAAGAAUGUCCCAUUUACUGCCACCUGUUAUGGCUGAUGGCUAAAGUGGGAAUGUUUUACCUUGUUAUGCCUAUUCUUGAAUGGAUAAACUAUCCCUUUUUAACUUGAAGUUUGAUGGUUUGAUGUUUUGUCAUUUUACCGAGCACAAACCUUGUUGGCAAUGUGCUUUUUCACAUUGUUGAGGGAUAGCAGGAGUGUAUUUGCAGUUUUUAUUUCAGCAUUAUACAGAUGAAUGGGUUUCAACCUUUUUUCACUUUUUUACCCCUUGGUAGCCCAUUUCCAUAAAUUGUAUCCCUCAGCAAAAUGUUUGUAAUUAAUAUAGCUGCUAUUUAUUAUUAUUAUUGCCAUUUAUAUAGCGCCAACAGAUUCCUUAGCGCUUUACAAUAUUACGAGAGGGGGGAUAUAACUAUAAAUAGGGCAAUUACAAGAAAACUUACAGGAACAAUAGGUUGAAGAGGACCCUGCUCAAACGAGCUUACAGUCUAUAGGAGGUGGGGUAUAAGACACGUUAGGACAGGAAAUAUCAAUCAAAUAGGGUGGGAAUGAAGCAGAGCUGGAGGAGGGGGUAGAGUGCUGCCCUAUAGGAGAGAGCAAGAGACAGGUAUGCAAGGUAGAGGUUACUCUGGGAGGCCAUAAGCUUUCCUAAAGAGAUGGGUUUUAAGGCACUUCUUACAGGAUUGAAGACUAGGGCAGAGUCUGAUGAGGGUAGGCAAGCUAUUCCAUAGGAAAGGAGCUGCCAUGCAAACGCAAGUUGGCUGUACAGGUGCGAGCAGCAGUCAGAAGGUGGUCACAGGCAGAGCAGAGGGAACAAGGAGGGGAAUACCUAUUGGUCUGUGAAGAGAUAUAAGAUGGGCUAGAAUUGUUCAGGUUUCCCAGCUCCUCAUUUGCCCCAGGCUCUUCCUAUGGUUGGCUGCAAAGUCCAACGUCUAUGGCAUUAGCAAUACUUAUUUAUUUGCAGUGGUUUGCAAUCUAAUUAACUUUAAGGCAAACUGAGAAGAUCCUUCCGCACACUGUUUGCCUUAAAGUAAAUCCGGCACUCUGCAGGCGGCGCAUGUCAACAACAGUAUGUGACGUGAUGCACCUUGCGCUGAAAUCCUUCUCCAUAUGAGCCCCUCCUUCCCUGGAAUAGCAGGAGAUUGUCGUAAAUUACAUCGGAUUCUUUAGUGCUGAGCCUUUGCCAGAAUGGGAGGCUGGCUGUCUCCUUCCUCGGCCAGACCAUGUCCAAAAUGACCGCCCAUUUAUUCCACCUCUGUUUGCACCAUUACAGGGAACUGAUCCGUACCACUGGGGGUACGCAUACCACAUGUUGGGAACCACUGAUAUAAACGGAAGGUUUAUCUGCUAUCUGCCAGGAUAAAGGUGGUCUGAGUACCACAGGAAAUUACUCCACAAAUAUCUGCAGUGUGAAGAUUAUCCAUCACGGACAUAAACUAAAACAAUAUACCUUUUAUAGUCCUCUGUGUAUUCUUAUCCUUACACAAAUAAAAGGCAAUUAUAAUGUUAAAUAUUAUCACAGAAUGGAUUACAUGAAAUGAAUGAAAAAAAUUAUUUAAGUCUCUUCUUAACAAGGGUUAUUGACAGGUCUGGUAAAACAUUUUAGAGAUCAAUUAUUACACAAUAAUCUGUAGAAAAACAGACCCAAUCACUUCAGUAAUGUCCAGAAGCAAGUAGUAAAACUGAAACCAACCGUAUACAGAUUAAAGAACAGGGCACACACACCCAAAUACAAUUUUACAUCUUGCAAGCUUACCUCAAAUUUGCUUCCACCCUUUGGCCAUAUUGUGCUAAGCAGUCCACUGUGCCACUAGAUAUCUGCUGGUAUUACACUACUCUGUAUUGGUGGGCAAACAUUGGAACUAAAUCUAAAUUUGCUUGCUUAGAUAGGUGAUUUAAAAUUGUCAUUUUGCAUGUGUGUGCUGUUUUUUAAAAUCUGUAUUUUAUAUUGUAUUAAUGCUGAAAAAUGCAUGUUCUGGGUGUGCCCCCAAUCCUAUUUUUUUUUUUUUCUUUCUCUGAAAAUAAUGUAUGGCUGGUUUUGUUUAUUUUUAAGUGCAAACCUGUUCUGGAUGACUGGAAAAUUAUCCCUAAAAGCACAAUCCUUUCAGAGGGCAUGAGUACAUGUCCCUUAGUGAUUUUCUGAGUAUUCUGCUAAAAAUGGGCUGCAGUUUCAAUAAUUUACCACGAGUUCCCUGUAGGAAUAAAUUUAAAUAAAUUUUUGGAACCUACUGAGUUAUUCACUAUGUUUGGAUCGUCAGGAUUCCACAAUUAAUUUCAAAGCAUAAACAAAAAAAGCCAAACUGUAAAAAUUCUCUGAGUCAGCUAUAUUUUUAGUUUCAGCUAUUUUUGACUAAAAUUCACUUUGAGUUCUCAACAAUUCACAUUUGACUGUGAAUUAGUCCUGCCAGGUUGCAUGGGUGAAUGUUAAUCUUCAAUUGCUAUUGGAUGUUUGAUGUUAAACCCUUAUCUUAUCUCACUCUAUUUUUUAUUAUACCAUUCUUAUACCACAUCCAGAUAUAUUUACUAGGUAUGUGUUUUAUCUUUUAUUAGUUAUCGUUUUGAGUCUUACCCAGUUCCAUCUUCUAUGGAACUCGUGUGGUAUAAACCAUGAAAACAACCCUUCAAAAUGAAAGGAGAAAGUAGGCCUAAAUGAAAACAUGGUGGGAAUAUAUUACCGUACAAUCUGAAUACACAAUCUAUCCGCAUAGAUUGACGUUUUCAGAAGGAAAUGUCUUUAAAACAUUACAGCUGCCGUGUCUGUCACCUGUUGGUCACUCGACUCCCUAGCAUUAUCUCUAAUGACUUCACAUUAAAUCCAAAUAGGCCUCUAGCUGGUCUCUGUGGUACCUUGUUUUGAGGACAGAUGAUACUUGCCCUAUAUGAGCUUACUGUUUGAUGCUAUCUGAUUGAUAUUUUUGUACUAGAAUUCUUAGGAUAGAUAUAUGGCAGUCCUAUAUAAAAUCCAAUCCUGUGUGAAUUUCAAGCCUUUGACAGAUGUGAAAUAAACAGGUUAGUUGGCUUUUAUCUGCUAUCAGAAGCUGUACGUCUAUUCCUUAUCUCCACAUGUGUUAUUCAUUGCUUGCUGAUGUAAUUUGUGUGCUCUUCAGACACAAAGCUGAUGUUUUAAUAUCUGAACUAUUCUUUAAAAUAUUAUCUGUACAAGAGGUUUCCAUUUAUAUCCUGUAACCACACACUUGCGUUGAAGGCCAUUUUUCAAUGUUUAGGAAUAAUAGCAGCAAAGAUAAACUGUAUGUUUAGAAAUUACUGUUUUUUUUUCUUUUCCCCAAUGGCAUCAAAGCUCUGUAAAUUCCUCAAUCUCUAUAACAUUUAUUGCUGUGAACCAUACACUCAGCCUGUUGGAAGACGUUGCGUGUGCAAUUAUAACGCGUCUCCAGAUACUUGGAAUCUUACAGAGUCUGCAUAUUGACCACUUUUAUAUUUUGCAAUAAAGUCCUAUAAAAGUAAACUUUUGAUGAUCUCACGGGUCUGCCGUGUACAUAUUUAUAGAUGUGGAAGAUGCUAGUCUGUGAAAGCUAUCCAGGCCUGCUCCAUGGGAUACUUUGUCACACAAUGUGUCUUUAUCGGAAGAUUAAAUGUCAACUUGACCAAAUGACACAAUGACUGGCUGCAACUGUUCUUCUAAAAGCACAGGUCCACUUAGUCUGCGAGAAAGGUAGAACAGUUGCAUGAAUUAACUCCCCACUGCUUGAAUAGCAUAGCUGGCAUAGCUAUAUUACAGGUUAUUUACAUGCUAAUGUAAGUGCAGGUGCUUUCUUCAUUGAAUGUGGUGAUGUACAGUAAAAUAACAAGUUGGUAUGUAUAUGAAAUAGUGGGACAUUAUGCCAUUGACGUUUAUGCUUCAGCAAGGGGUGUGUGUAUUAGAGUGUGUGUGUGUCUUAAGCACUUACCUUUCUCCAGUGCCGGACUCCCUUGGCGCUGGGGAUCUCUCCGCCCCGAUCCGCCCUCUCAGCUCUGAAUGCGCAUGCGUGGCAAGAGCCGCGCGCGCAUUCACACCGCCCAUAGGAAAGCAUUACUCAAUGCUUUCCUAUGGACGUUCAGCGUCUUCUCACUGUGAUUUUUCACAAUGAGAAUUGCGGAAGCUCCUCUAGCGGCUGUCAAUGAGACAGCCACUAGAGGCUGGAUUAACCCUCAGUGAAACAUAGCAGGGUUAAAACUAGAGGGACCUGGCACCCAGACAUUGAGCUGAUAUGAUCUGGGUGUCUGUAGUGGUCCUUUAAGUGUAUGUGUAUCUGCAUGCACUGGCGUACAUACCGCGGUCGCAGCCCUGCGACCAGGUGCCCGCCGCCAUGUGUUGCGGCCCCAGCCCGUGCAGAGUAAGGGGGAGGGGGGGUGCACAGAUCAGUUUUCGCACCGGGGCCCCAUGGGUUGUGUGUACGCCACUGUCUACCGCAUACAGUAAUGGGAUUCAGAGUUGAACUUGAUGGACUGUAGUCUAUUUUAAACCUAGACAACUAUGUACUAUGUAGUCUGUUAAGGCUGUGCACUGAUUUCUAUGUAUUCAAAUCUCCCACUGAUUUCUUCAAAUCUCAUGCUAGAUCAUUCUUACGGUUUUGAUAUUGCCAGUACAGAGGGAUGUAGACCUCCUUAGGACAGCAGUUAAUAGCGUUAUCCAUUGUUUCAUUUGGGAUCUGCAAGCCAUGGGGCUGUGGGCCUAUUACACUUCGGGCCAAUUCUAAACACAAAAAACACGUUGCAACGUUCACAUUUGUCUGAAGCCACACCCCUAGUGGUGGGCAGCCUGUAGAGGCUAUUUCUCAUGAAGACCUGUUAAAAUAAAAGGUCUUUAACUUCUGUGUCAUCACACCCAACAUGAUGGCAUAGUGAAGCACUGGAUUCAAUGCUUCUUUGAGACGCUUUUGAAUGGUGGAAGAUUGUGAUUGUCUCAAACAUUGGAUUGGACCAAAUAUAUCACUAUUGAUGACUUCAUAGGAAGUGGAGUGACUGCUCUGAGGAGACUUAGGCUAGAGCUGGUGCUAGAAUAAAGAUCUAAGAAUUAACGGAGUAUGCUGUUAUUAUAUUUGUUAGAGUUCCUUUAAUUCACUGCCUCUAAUUAUUGAGUAAUGUUUUUGAAACACAAAGGAGGAAAAUUUUCAAGGAAAAUGUAGGUACUAUUUUGGGACAAUGGGCUAAAUAUGGGGCCCAUGGACACCAGUAGAAUGUCUCACAGCAUUUCGCACUUUUCCCCAGAAGAGCACCUGUUUUGCCUCAGUUAAAAUAACUUCCUCCUUCCCCCAGUAUCUAUUGAGUAGUCAUUUGAGUGUAGUUUCUGAGAUAGGUGUGUGUUACCCAACCCGCAGCUACAGUGUUAAUCAGUUACGUGUCUCAUUUCUGCUGUCCGCAAAGUGGGUCAUAAUACAAUGAGUGAAUUGUUCCUCCUGAGAAGACUUCUUUUAAGAGAUAUCUGUUGAAUAAUUGACCCCACCCCCACCAGGCGAUGUACAUGGUGAAAUUUCAACAUUCUGAUUUUAUUGUAAAAGAAGCAAAAGGUAUUUUGAAGUAUUAGUGGGUCUUUGGCCUCCGUAACGGCAUAAUUACAAAGAUAUUGCUAUUAUUAAAUAUGUUGUGUUUUUUUUUUUUAUAGCUCAUUGUAUUUAAGUAGUCUUAUCCUUGCCAUAAAAUGCACAAUCUAAUUUCUAUGGUGAGACAGAACAAGACCAGAAAGCUUUGUUUUCCAAGUCGAGAUACCAACUUAAUAGUAAAAGUCAAUGUCAAGAUGCAUUGCAUUUGCUGGGGUGAUGUUGAACAGUUGCAGAAUGGAUAACUGUAUUAUUUAGUGCUUGUUUAUUUACAUCUUAACAUAGCGAUGACUAAAGGCUCCCAAGAGAGCCAACAUAGAACAUGUGUGUGCUAGUCCUUAGGGUGACACAUUAUGGAAACAAAAAUGAACCUACAGCAUAAGAAGGAAUGUGAAUAUAUACCAUUGUUAACAAAGAUACAAAAAAUAAAUAAAAAUUAUGUGUUUCCAACAGAGCCUUCUUAGUCUGCCAUACGCCCGUGUGUAUUUAUGCCAAGUCCACGCCUCAUGAUCACUUACAAUUCACCUCCUGAUUUUCUUGGGACAACUACUUGAAGCUUUUUGGCUUUUAUCAUCUGCAGAUCACUCCACGGGAUCAUCAGCCGGUUUCGGCAACAUUUAGACCGGCACAAUGUCUGGUAAGGGAUGGAAGUUUCUUUUUUGCUCAUAUUCUCAUAAAGGAUUUGCUUUUAUUUAACUGCAAGGGCUGGAUUUACAACUCAGGUACCUUGGCACAGAAAGUUGAAAUGCCUCUCUUGGAGAGAAAAAUAAGAAUGUGUGUGGUGCUUUUGGUUUAUAUUAUUGUAGUAAUGAAUGUCAUAGAGCCACAGGCCUUCUGGCAUAUGCCAUUACUGUACUUAUGAGAACCACUGACACACAUUUAAAAUGUAAGAGAAAACAACUGACCGUUGAACUCCUAAUUAAAGCUUAAUAUAGGCCAGAAAUUGGCACUAAAACAGUGUUUUAUCAGUCCAUUGGAAAAAGGAACUGGAGACUCUCUAUCUUGCUAUGUGUGGGGUCAAUUGAGGUGCUGGGUUGAAAGAAUUGGACUCAACCAAUAUCUGGUCAGAGAGCUGCUGAGUUGCCGUCUUAAAGUGCUUCAUGGUUUGUUGAAGCCAUCCAAAGUUUAAAAACUGAAUUUUAGGUAAACAGGAGCGCUUUAUCAUUAUGGUAGAGUACUAAUAAACACAGGUAAUGUACAGUCCCUUACCAUGUCUGACGACACAAUAAUGAUAUCCUUGUUAUGUAUCUUUAAAGGUAUUCAAAGUAAGAUUGCCUGAAGUAUCAGCUUCUGACUUUGCUAUAAGGCAAUUGUUGCAAUUGUUUGAAUGUUGAUUGUAGAGUGAGGUACGCAAUGGGAAGUCCAUUACAAUAUAUACUCACACAUAUAUAUAUAUAUAUAUAUAUAUAUUUAUUGUGUGUAUGUAUUUUAAAAGUGAAUUAAUGGACUCACACCCAUUGUAGUCUGUUUGUAAUGUAUGAUUGUGUCUAUUAAUAUUGUUUUUCCUGGACAUGUAAUAUGUCUACUCUCCUACUAUCCAGAAACCAUAUACUAUCUUUUAGAAUACUUUUUCUGUUGUUAUAGACUUUUUUUUUUUUUCUUUAUAAUAUUUAGGUAGCUACACACCAUAUCCAGGGGGUCCCUUCUCAGCGCUCACAGCCAGCAUGUGGCCACAGGACAUACUAGCGAAGUACACACAGGUAAGGUGAAAUUUAUUCUAAUAAGAUGAACACUAGAAAUACUAUAUAAAUCCUGUUGGAUAGGGGGAAAAAUUUACCAAUAUUUUUUUCUGAAGUUCAGUCUAUUGCAUCAUAUUCAUUAUAGAAAUAUGGCUAAAUGGGUUAUAAAACACUGGUAUCUCUGAUGUAUGAUAUUUUUAUCACAUUGCCAGUAGUUCAUGCUGCCCUGCGGUUUUUAUUAUUUUUGAAAGUGAAAAGUCCAUGUUAAUAUUUUGUGGCCCACGACAUUUAGAAAUCAUUUAAGUCCUCAUGUUCUUAAGCAAUUUAAAUUUAACUUAUCUCUGUAUACAAAAGGCACUUCCUUUUAUAAAUGUAUAAUAGAUGUAAAUAGGUAUGAAACAUGGGGAUUGUUGACUUUGCAGGUCUGUUUAAAUAAUAACCAUUGUUUUGUCCACUAUUCAGAAGGAGCAAUCUGUGGAACAGCCAGAAUUCCGCUAUGAUGAAUUUGGUUUCAGAGUGGACAAAGAAGGUUCGUGUUUGGUCAGGCUAUUGCCCUUGUUGUGAAAUGGCAUAGCAAUGCAACAGUAUAGCAAAAUGUUUCAGUAUUUCAAGCAGCAAUAUAUAUAAUUAUUGCAAAUUUUACUUAGAGAUCUAUUUACGCAUUUUUAAAUGAUUAAAAUCAGAAGUAGUGCCCCGGGCGGGGCCGGGCCGCCGAGCCGACUGGAAGCCAUCAGCUCUGGCUCCAGCUCUAAGCCCGGAGAAAUGACAUAAAAAGUCGGUACCAACCGCACCAAAGUUGGAUCCUCCAACACCAUUCAACGGAGAAGGACUUCAGCUUUAAUCAGAUACCUGGAAGAAGCAUACCGCACCGAAAUAGACACUCGCGGCCUAAUAGCCAUACGCCUAUAUACAUGCAGCCGUUGAGUGCACCCUGAAGACCAGGAGACAAGUCCUCACGGAACACCAAGGGGGGAGACAGACACCUCCUGUGAGACACCUGCACAUAUGGCACACUGCCCGGGCUCGGGCCCGGCCCCGCUCCCCCCCCUGGCGGGUGGGGGUUAUCCCGGCCACAUGGCGGCGGCCUACACAGCGGCGGGAGGUCCCGCGCCUGUCCCAAGCCUGCCUCCUGCACUAGCAAAGGCUGCCCGAAGCACAGCCAGCUAGCGGACACGCAAGCUGCCACGGAGAAGAGCCUGCACUAACAUGAGGAGGCACUCUCACGCUGCUGUGGGGACCCUGGUGACUGCGGCCCUUCAGAAAGACCCCUGGGCCCCUGACCCCCGAGAGAGGUGAUGGACCCUGCCUUUGGGUUUGGGGGUGACCCAGAGGAGACCGGCCCCCGACGCUGUGAGUCCUGUGGGAUGGAGGUGCAUCAACCCUUCCGGUGUACCGGUCGCCGUGGGGAGGACGCCCAGUUCCAAGUAUGUGGCCGGCGCUCAGCGGAGCAAGGGAUUCCAUGUACCUCACGGAAGCACAUGUGGUGCUGGGGAGGUGCAGGAGCCGGUCGGAACAUGGAUUCUUGGUGGGGGGGUCUAAUGGACUGAUUCGGACUCUGAGUGCCCACAGUGCCACAGGGCGCCAUGCGGGAAGGCUGGACAUAGCCUGGGGAGGUCGGACGGAGGAUUGACGGCCACGGGGGGCCCAAGGCGGCUGGAGUGGGAGUGACUCCCGCCUACUACAGCAGACAUAGCAUCACUCACUCCAUAACACGCAGCAAUACUACCUAUUUAGGCUGAUAUGUUACAUAUAGUCAUCUGAGAUUAAAAUACCAAAGGAAUGCACAGUUAAUGCUAAAAUGCCCAUAGGGGCCAACUGAUGCAUAUUUAAUUGCGGACUGCUGCAUGACAGACUGUACAGUCGCUUAUCACUGUAAAUCCGAUAUCCCAAAUAGCUUUGUUAAAUAAUAAGGCAGCAAACUAAAACAAAUAUGCUCAUUAUGCUGAAAGUUGAAAAAGUUUUUGUCCUGCUUUGCAUUACCCCCUGAGGCGUUGGUUCACAGUUAUUGCCUAAUGUUUAUUACACUAUAACCUGUAUAAAGCUAGCCCAUAGCGAGGACCUGCUUCGAUUAAAUACCUGAGCUACAUGGGCGCAAAAUAGUUAGGUUUAAUCACCUGCAUUGCCGUUACUCAUACGACACUUAUUGUGGCUUCUAUGGGACGCGCCAUCCGCGGGCUAAUUCGAAUAAAUAAAUACAGUCACCCGCGCACGGCACCUUAUACAGGCUAUUACAUGCUUGCUAAAAUACACACAGCUCAAUGUAUUGUUGCUAGAUAUUAUUGACGCAUAGCCACUGUCUGCUGAUUUGUCGAUUUAAUGUACUGCUCUGGAACAUACAGAUGACUGAUAUUGUGUGGUACAACUAUAAUCAGCCUCUGCGCAGGCACAUAUGCAACUAUGAUUUUAUAUAACACUGAGCCUCUGCGCAGGCAACCUUAUAUUGAUUCUCGCUUCUCACACUAUGCAUGCAAUUUUACUGCAAAAACAAUAAAAACCAUUUAAAACAGAAGUAGUGCCCCUAUAAACAAAGAAAUAAAAUAAAGACAUAAAGCACUGACUGUGAGCUAGCAAAAUAAAUAAUAUGCAGCAAUGCUAGAAAAUAAACUGAUAAAAUACAUUUCUAGAGUCAAUGAGAUUGCGAGAUUUGGCAGACAGAACCACACUGCCCAUGACUUUCAAGGUACAUCUUCAUCCGAUUCCCAAUCCCUUUUCCCAUUGCAACAAAGUCCGUGCCGAGCCCAGGGGUUCUCACAGCACGCAACCUCUCUGCUUGAUCCAUUUUUAUAUCUCCGAAUUUUUCCGAAUUCAAAGAAAAAUAAGCCACCAGAAAAAAUAUUGGUAUGGUUGAAGUUCUCCAAAUUUGUCUCAAAUGAGAAAUUUACUUUGAAUGGCUGACCAUUUACUUUAGUGAAUAUCACUGUAUAACUAGGUUUCUAUUUGCAUUUUUAGUUUCCUCUUUCUUUAAUGCUUACAACCAUCCCCAGUCAAUCCACAUAUAGUCAUACAUUGCUCCCUGUUUUAUAUCUCUCUGUUUUCAACUGUGUCUUUUUGUUGUUGCAGAUGGUGCGGAGCCUAAUUCCAGCAAGCUUUUGAGUAUCCCACUCACAGAGGACCCUCAGCAGAGAUUAAAGUGGCAAGCCCACCUUGAAUUCACUCACAAUCAUGAUGUGGGGGACCUAACAUGGGAUAAGAUUGAUGUUACCCUCCCGCAUUCAGACAAGCUGCGCUCACUUGUACUAACUGGAAUCCCCCACAGUAUGAGACCGCAGGUAUUGCAUGUGCCAUGGGUUGGGCAUCCGUCAAAAUGGAUUAAAGUUACUUGAUAGUAAAACAUUUGAAACUUUAGUGUCACACAAUACAACAGAGAAUUUGAAGAAGUUUGAGCUGGACCUAAGCUAUUCUUAUUCCAGACCUUGUUAAAGUUCAUAAUAUUAGCAUGUGUUCUCUUUGGUGUGCCAUUACUAUGGUGGUCUCUUGUAGCAGUCAAUACUAAACUAUGCAGACUUCUAUUUUUUUUUUUUUUUUUUUGUACUGAAUCUCACAUUAUGGCUGGCCGAGUCACAAACUGCAGGGUCAAAUACAUUGGGCGUUUAAUCGCUUGUUUUUAUUGUAUUUAUUUUUUAUCUUUAUUUUUAUGUAGUACAUUAUUUCCCCCCUCUUAGCCUGGAGAAUUUUAGUUUAGUAAUAGUCCAUUCCAGAGUAGACUUAUAAUGUAGUCAGAAGCUAAGUAAUUUACAACCCCUAUAAUACAUUAGAAUUGAGUUUUCUGAAACGUUCCGGCUGAGUGUACGGGUGGGCUUUAGGGAAUAAGUUUGGAUAGAGUGUAAUUGAGAUCGAUGAAUUGACUAAACUGCUACUUGAAAAGUCAACUGCAAUGACUUAAUAUCACAUAUAUCAAACCACCAUAGCAUAAAUAUAAAAAAUAUCAAAUUGUAAUAAGUUAAAAAAGGGAUUGUAUAAGACUGUCCUUAGACCUUCUGUCUAGUCCAUAAGGAAUCCAAAUGUAAGUCUGAGCUCUGUACCAGGAUUCUGUCUUGUGUAUCAGUCUUACUUUUUGUUGCCUAAUCUGUCUAACAAUUCUAAUCUAGAAGCCUACUUAACAAAGAAAAGACUGCUUUCACUGCUGAAACACAUUCUAACACUCCAUGGCAGUUUAGUUCAAUCACAAUUGUAAGGCUACUAGUGGAUGUUGCAGGUCAAUCUUAACUUCAUUUCCAAACUCUGGAUAUUGGUGGUAUAAUUUAAAAUUACAUACACAAACAGUGGCAGGUCAAAACAUUUGUGUAAGGUACCCUUACUUCUGUCACCAAGUUGCAGAUAAAAACAUAUAUUGUAAGUGCAGGACUUAUAACGAACAGUGGAGCACUGUUUUGGAAGGAAUAUCUUGCCGUCUUGCAAUAGUGAUAUGUGACGUCAAAGCAGCAAUAUAUAAUAUGUUUUUAAUCUUAAAGUCUGGAUAUUGUCUGCCAUGCAACUAAACCAGGUGGAGGUUUAACUGGUUUGCAUCAUUUAGAAAGAAAAAAUACACUAAUUUGCUUUUCAAUGCGAUUUCUUCCCUAGCUAUGGAUGCGACUUGCUGGUGCCCUGCAGAAGAAGAGGAAUUCAGACAUGACAUACAGAGAUAUCGUGAGGAACAGUUCAAAUGAUGAAAAUCUGUCCGCCAAACAGGUAACUGGAUGGGUGACUAAGGAAUAUCCGUUUGAUUGUUGUUUUGUUUGUUUGUUUGUUUUUGUUUUUGUUUUUGUUUUUUAGGAGUUCAUAGUGAAUUUCAAAUUUAAGCCCAAGAAAGUUGGAGUCGCUGUCUAUAGAAUGAAUAUUUUGGCAUAAACCUUAAAAUUCGCUUGGCAUUUAUGGCUCUUUUUGCAUUUUCUACAAUGUAAAGUUUUACAAGGAGUAAUAAAUAUCUGGGUGAUUGGAGUUUGCUUGUAUAAGUGAAGAAUUAUAGAGUUUGCCAUCCUUUUGACUAUCGUAGAUUCCACAUUUCAUGACUAAACAAGUUCUGUUUAUUCUGUUUGUUUCAGAUUGAAAAAGACUUGCUUCGUACUAUGCCCAGCAAUGCUUGUUUCUCCAACUUACAAAGUGUAGGCGUUCCUCGCCUCAGGCGAGUCCUACGUGGACUGGCAUGGUUCUAUCCUGAUAUUGGAUAUUGCCAGGGUACAGGCAUGGUAAGUCUGAUAAAAUGCAUUGAAAACAAGCGUUAAACUUGUUCUUUCAUUUUUUUUUUUUUUUGUAAAUAUGUUUUUAUUUCGGUUUAUAUUGUCGAGAAUUAGUCACAUUGAGACUCGCAGGUCUCCGUAAGCCUUUAGGGCACAAUAACCAAAAUACAACAUGUGCAUAGCUUUUUUAUAUCAGCCAACCGGGCGCGCAGGCCCACAAUUGCUGUGGACUCGCAGGUCCCUUACAGCAUGCUGUUCUUGUCCCUAAGCUGAUGUGACGUUUGCAUUCAGUUGCCCCGUUUGUUAAGUCUCAUUAUGCAAACUUCAGUGUGGACUCGCAGGUCCACUUAGGGUGGGACAUGAGCAGCCUUUGGAAAGGAAUGACGGUCUGCAAAACCAGCAUUGGUGACGUGCCGGUCACCAUGUAGUGGGUGUUAUAGUUGGGUGUCGGGCCCGUGAGUCGCGUGGCAGUAAGGCGGUCAGGUAUUACCUCUAGUAAACGCUGAGGUGUCAGGGUGGGUCCGCUGGCCCCUAUGAGCCCAGUGUUAAGUCCCGUGGCCUGUUCUGGAGAACGUGCUUGUGGGUGUCAUAUGUUCUGUUGUCCCCUCAUGGAGGAGUGAGCGUCUUCCCGGAGGCCUUAUAAAUCUCCUCUUAUGUUGUCAUUGGCGUAUGUCAAGUGCCUGUCUAUUCGCACUCAGUGUUUGGGAUUGGGGCGAUGUCCGGGUAGUGGCGUCUGGGGAGGUGGGGGGGUCGGGGUGCGUCCGCGUCUGGGUCACGUCUGUCGAGGUCGUCUCUGUAUUUGUCGGUCUAUGCGGCUUCGUCACUUUGUCCUUAUGUGCCAUAUUGGAGCCUGGUUGUGAAUUCUGCCUUGGUAGUAGUCAGUAUCCAGUGGGUUCAUAUGUCCGUGUACCUAUUCAAGGAGUUGGGUGUGGUCAUAAUGAGUUCCUCUAUGGCUCUGAGUUCCUCCAUUUGGGAGAAUCAGCAUGUCAACGGGGGUGUUGUUUGUUGCUUCCAGAAUUGAGGGAUCACCUGUUUGGCAACGUUUAGGAUUCUAAUGGUUAGUGAGUGCUUGUAUCUUGUUCUAGGUGACUUUGUAUGGUGAAGGAGCAUGUGUUCUGGGAGGAAGGGGGGUGGCGUGUCUGAGAAGGUUUUGAGAAAGCCGUGUAUACCCCGCCAGAAGGGCUUUAUGGCUUCGCAGGCCCACCAAAGGUGGAGUACUGUGCCGGCCUCUUUAUUACACCUCCAGCAGAGAUCCGUGUUUUCCGGGUCCAUGGCAUGGAGUGCAAUCGGGGUGCAAUCGGGGUGCGGUACCAGUUCAUUAACAAUUUAAACGCCGUUUCUUGUGUUUUGCUGAAGACUGAGCAGUGAUGCGUUAAGUAGCAUAUCUUUUCCCAGUCCCCGUCUGUGAAAGUUUUCCCCAAUGUUUGUUCCCAUCUCCCCAUGAAUUUGGGUUUCUCCGUUGGUGUUUCCCUUUGUAGCAUGGAGUAAAUGAGUGAGAUCCCGUGUGGUUGCGGGUCUGGGUCCAUGCACAUUCUUUCAAGUGUGGUAGGAUCACGUUUCCGUGCCGUGCCCCCCGGGAGGGUGUGUACGUAGCUCUGUAGCUGUCUGUGUUUUAGGUGGUGCAGGAGGGUGGGGGUUGCUCCCUCUAAUAGGGUCGGGAGUGUUUUGCAUUCCGUGCCUUCCAGGAGGUGGUGUAGUCUGGGUAGUUAAUGUCGGAUUAAGUCCCUGAAUGCGUUGGGGUCUAGCCCCGGUGGGAAGCUGUUGUUAUGCGUGAGAGGGAGAAGAGGGGAUGGGAAUGGCGCUAGUCUGCAUAUCUGCGCUACUCUCUCCCAUGCCCGUAGGGUUGCGGUUGUACAGGGUGUGCCCUGUCUCCCGCUCCCUCCCCUCCCCGCCAUGGGACGAUGGACAGCGGUAUCCCCGCAUCCGUUUCCUCUGCCUCUUUCCAUCUCUUAUGCACCUUCUCUUUUGUCCACUCCAUAAUUCGUUGGAGGUGACAGGAUUCGUAGUACAGGGAGAAGUCUGGUAUGGCCAGUCCCCCCCUGUCCUUGGGCAGCGUCAGUGUGGCUAGUUUGACCCUCGGUCUUUUGCGGUCCCAAAUAUAUUUCCCGGUUUCCUGUCGCAGGGCCUGAAAGAAUGAUCUGGGGAUGGUAAUGGGUAGGGCUUGCAUGAGGUAUAGUAGGCGUGGGAGCAGGUUCAUUUUUAUAACCUGGACCCUGCUAGGCCAGGAUAUGUGUGGGUAUGCCCAAUCCUACAGGUCUUUACGGAACCUGUUUAGUAGGGGGAUGAAGUUGUGUCUGAAUAGAUCAGGUUCCCUCCUCGUCAGCCAUGUGCCUAGGUAUUGUAUUUGAUGUUGUGCCCAUUGGAAUGUGUGGCUCUGCUUUAAGGGGGCGGCUCUGUGUUCUGGUAUACUAACGUUCAAGAUGUAUGAUUUUGUGAAGUUGAUCUUGAGGUUGGAUAUCUCCCCAAAGGUCCUGAAGGCCUUCAGGAUAUUCGGGAGCGAGACCUCCGGGUUAGUGAUAAAGAAGAGGAGGUCAUCGGCGUAUGCCGCGACUUUGUGUUGUGUGUCUCCAUGUCCAAUGCCCCUGAUUGCUGCGUCCUGUCGUAUGUGCGUCAGGAAGGGUUCGAGUGUCAGCACAAAAAGCAGGGGUGAUAAGGGGCACCCCUGCCGCGUGCCGUUGGUGAUGGGGAAGUCACUCGUCAGGGCUCCGUUUACUAUAAUGUGGGCGGUGGGCCCGUCGUACAGCGCCUCGACCCAUCUCCGGAAGUGCGGUCCCAGCCCAGUGUGGGCCAGUGUGUGGUACAUGUAUUGCCAGUCGACUCUGUCGAAGGCCUUCUCUGCGUCCGUGGACAGCAGUAGAACGCCCUCGUCCCCGCAAUUACGUCUGUGCAUGAGCGUCAGUGCCCUGAUCGUGUUCUCUCGCUUCGCGGCCCAUGACGAAGCCAACCUGGUCUGGAUGUAUUAAAGUGGGGAUGUGUGUCUGGAGGCGUGUGGCCAGUAUCUUUGCCAACAGUUUGACGUCGCAGUUGAUAAGUGAGAUGGGCCUGUAGUUCCCACAAUGUUCCCUGUCCUUACCUUCCUUCGGGAUGAGUGCGAUGUGUGCGGUCAGUGACUGUUUUGGCAGGUGGUGUCCUUCCCUUAGUGCGUUCAGGGCGUCUAGGAGAGGGGGGUAUAGGUGUUCCGCGAACGUUUUAUAAUACUUUAAUGGGAGCCCGUCUGGCCCGGGGCUUUUACCUAGUUUCGUCACUUUAAUGGCGUAAGCUAGUUCCUCUAUCGAAAUUGGUUCGUCUAGGCUUUCUGCGGUUUCCUGGUCUAUGGACGGGAGGGGGUGGGCUGACAGGUAGGCUUGUAUUUUCCCCCGCAGGCUGUCCCUCGCUCUGUCUAGGGGGGGCCGAGGGAGGGCAUACAGGUUCGCGUAGUAAUCCCGCGUUAUGUUGAGGAUUUUAGAGGGUAGGUGGUGUAGGGUGCCCUGCCCGUCCAUCAUUUUAUCGAUGUACGUCCUUUGUUUCUGUUUGGCUAACAUUCUGGCCAGUAGCUUACCGCUUUUAUUGCCGUGAAGUAAGAAGAAGGCCCUAUGUCUGGUUACGUCUCUGUGGUGUUUCCUAUGUAAGAGACUCGUCAGGUCCCGCCUGAGUUGUAGUAGUGUCGCCUGGUGUGCCGUUUGUUGGGUGUUUUUGUUGAGUGUUUCCACCCUGUGUAUUUCGGCCAGUAGGUCAGUCAGACGGCUGUCGGUCUGCUUUUUAAGGGUGGACCCCUGGCGGAUGAAGUGUCCUCGUAUCACGCUCUUGUGUGCCUCCCAUCUAAUGGUCGGCGAGGUGUGUUCGGUUGUGUUCGUCUCAAAGUAUUCUUUGAGUGUAUUGUUAAUCUCGGACGUGAAGUCGGGCCUAGUAAGGAGUUAUUCGUUAAGCCUCCAUUUGUUGUGCCGGGGUCUGUACAGGGGGGACGAGAGUGUUAGGGUUACCGGCGCGUGGUCUGACCAUGUCGCCACCCCAUGUUCUGCAGCGUUAGUUAUUGGUAGAUGGUAGUGCGUGGUGAGAAGGUAGUCUAGCCUGGUGUAAGUGUUGUGCACGUGGGAGAAAAACGUAUAAUCUCUCUCGUCCGGGUGAUAGGCCCUCCAGCAAUCUAUCAGCUGGUGGCGAGUUAGAAGGGUCUUGAUUGAGUUUAGGUUUUGCGCCGGGACCCACGAUCGUCCGGCGGAGGUGUCCCACCGCGGAUUGAGCGCUACGUUUAGGUCACCCCCCACUAUGAGGAUUCCCUCCGUGAAGGGCCUUAGUUUCCUAAGUGUGUGUGCCAGGAAUCUGUAUUGUCGGGUGUUCGGGACGUAGAGGUUUACGAAUGUAUAGGCCUGUCCUGCUAUUGUGCCCUUGAGGAAGAGGAAUCUGCCCUCCCUGUCCGUCAGCUGUCCCGUUUCUACAAAAGGUAUAUUUUUGUGAACUAGAAUGGCCGUGCCUCUGGACCUCCCUGCGUGGUAGUCACUGUAGUAUCCCGUGGGGUAGUGAUGGUUUGUCAGUUUGGGCCUGGACCCGUCCUUGAAGUGUGUCUCCUGUAUUAAUACUAUCGAGGCUCGUUUAGCAUGGAAGUCUCUCAGCGCUCCUGAGCGCUUCUCCGGUUUAUUGAGACCUCUGGCGUUUAUGGAGAGGACAGAGAGACAGUCCGGCACCAGUGCCUUCGUGUCUGUGUGUGAGUGUGGCCGCAUCGUGUCGUCCUUGGGUCCCUGUCCGGUCAAGGGAUCUGUACGCGUCUGUGUCCUGUCUGUGUCGUAGGUCGGGUGGGGGUUGUAGGAAGAGAAGAAAAAGAAGGAAAGGGGGGGGAGGGGGAUGCGGGUUGUAUGGGGUGUGGGUGUGCGUAUCCUUGUCACUGUAAGGUGACAGUGAGAUGUCAGCGACGGGGAGCGGUUUAGCCAGCGGCCACCUGUGGUCCGCGGCUGCUGCUCGCCUGUCUGUGUCGCUGGGUCCUUUGGGGCAGUAGAAGGAAGCUAAGGGACUUUGGGUGGAACCAGUCCUCCCUGCGUCCGUGCGUAUGUCGGUGGUAGAUGUGUACCUGAGUUGUCUCGGUCCGUUUGGUCCGUGUAGUCCCCCUGUCGGCUCUAUCUGUCAGGUUCUGGUCGUUAUGAACGUCCUCCUCGGUAAAGUUCCUGUGUGUUGGGCUCCGGGUCAUAGGUCAAGCCGCCUUCUCAGGCGCCUGUCAUGUACGUAGGCAAAGAAGAAUUAGUUAACAAAACAAUUUUGCAUUUAAACUUAAUAAACCUUUUCUUAGGACUAAACUUUAAACUGUGAACUUGGUUGUGGCAUGCAGCUGCCGGCUUUAUAACCUGAUUGCGUACCAAGCUGUGCACCUAACCUUCGCUCCCGUACCUCCCCCUCUCUGGCACCUGUGGCGGGUCCCUCUGCCCCUCCAGGGAUGGUUCGGGUCGUCCCCUACCGGCCCUCCUCUCAGGUGCCCCUCUCCCUCUAACCCGUGCCCGGGCCCCUCUUCAGCGUGUCCCCCUCACCCUUCGUCCGUGUGCGAGUGGGACCCCCCGGUGGUGCCCGCCCCCUGCUCGGUUGGGUCAUCGCAGGGCGGUCAGGGCCCCAGCGGCGGGCCCCAGUCCUAGAGGUGCCCCGGGAUUUACCUCUCCCCCCCCCCUCGGGUCAGCCUUGGUGAAUGCGCCUGGGCGGGGGUCGCUGCCCCCCUGGGGUUGGUCCCUACGCUAUGGUUUCGGUCCCUAGAUGUGACCCCCUCCAGCCGGCUCCCCCCUUCCCCCGGUAACCCCGGUGGUGUCAAGCAAUGUGUAGCCCGUCUGUUGUACCAUGGAUGCUAACUCGUUUGCGUGCUCGGGGGCGAGUAACUUCCCCUGUGGGUAGGGGCUCGUCUGGUAGGCAUGUGCGUGUUGCCCUAUGGCAGUGUCUAGCUGAGCAGGUAGCUUCACCCUCUGACUGCCUUCAGUGACGUGCUCCCCUUGCGCUUGUUCUUUCUUUUUUAAUCAUUGCCUGUCCCUUCAUUGACAGGUGGCCGCCUGUUUGCUGCUUUUCUUAGAGGAAGAAGAUACGUUUUGGAUGAUGAGUGCUAUUACAGAAGACUUGGUUCCAGCCUCUUAUUUUAAUAACACCCUGGAUGGAGUGCAAACAGACCAGCGGGUGUUGCGUCACCUUAUUGUGCAGUAUCUUCCACGCCUGGACAAGCUGCUACAAGAACACGACAUUGGUAAGGAUUAUUAUAUGAUCACGGACUAUUAAGGAUACUACUUUUCUUUGGGAAAAUGCUCAAACCUGACACUUGUCAUGCAGUCCUUCGAAUCAUGGCAAAAUGUGUUUGUGUAUGACGGUUUUCAUGAGUUUCCUUUAUCUGCUUUUGUUGUAUUUUGCCUUCAGUGUUCUAACAUAACGUACAUUGUCUUCUCUCUCCAUAUACAGAGCUGUCUCUCAUCACUCUCCACUGGUUCCUCACUGCGUUUGCUAGUGUUGUGCAUAUUAAGCUGCUGUUAAGAGUUUGGGAUUUAUUCUUCUAUCAGGGAUCUCUGGUUCUAUUUCAGACUACAUUGGGAAUGCUGAAAAUGAAGGUAAGAGCAACACUGACCACUUUUGUACAUUUUGUUUUCUUAAGAGCUUCAUGUAGAUCUCCAGGGAUCCAUCUGCAUCUCUCAGUUCCUGUGUAUCUAAUAAUAGAAAAAGAAUUACUCCUUGUUGUAAAACUGUGUAACUAAUAGCAUGUAGCAUUGAAUGAAUUGAUAAGAGGUUCCUAACAUUCAUAGGGUCUUUUCACUAAAACAAAAAAAAGCUAGAUAUUGGUGAACUGAUUUUACUAAAAUACACAAGUUGGAUAAAAUCUCCAUUAUAAGGUUUUUGGUUUUUUUCUCUCUCUGAAGGUUUGAAUACAAUCAAUACAAUUUGCUGUUUAGUGAAUAAACACCCUACAUGUACAUUGUUUGUUUGGAGCUUUAUUAUAACCUGAGUGAAUUGUUUUAAUACGACAUUACCUCUUCACCUGUGUUCAAGGAGGAAGAGCUAAUUCAGUCUGAAAACUCUGCAUCCAUCUUCAAUACUCUGUCAGACAUCCCAUCGCAGAUAGAAGAUGCAGAUGUUCUGCUGCGAGAGGCCAUGAUGAUUGCAGGGACUCUUACAGAGGUCAUGAUUGAGGCUCAGAGACGCAAACAUCUGGCAUACCUCUAUGCUGAUCCGGGACAGAUGCACAAUUCAAAAGUCUCCAAGGUAAAAAAAGUCACUUUUGUGUGUGUGAUGGAAAAAUGCAUCCAUGUAACCAGAAUAUUGUCUAUUUAUAUGAACUAUGAACAAUGUCCACUUUAAAAUCUAUCCAUUUGCUAUCAAUUUGAUAUGAAAUGUGUGUGUACCACUUUAAAGACCAUUUAAUUUCUAUAAUUUGCUUACCGUUAUGCACUGUAUAAAAGCAAUGAAAAAAGGGGAGGACCUCAGAAACUACGUAUAUUUCUGUUCUGAUCAUAUUCAGUUUGAGAUGAUACUUAAAGCACUGUAUUUAUCACUCCCUUUUGUAUUUGGUCAGAUUACAAGAAGACCAAGUCAGCGCAGAAAAUCGGGGAUAUCCACGUUAUUGUUUGGUAAGUAAUUACCGGUACUUUACACACCACACACAAAGUAGCUUCUCAUCUACAUUAUUUUCUGAGUUAUAGAAAUCCCUUCACAUAUAUUUUUUUAUGAAAUAUUUGAGGGUAAUUACCUCAUAUUUACCUUUUAAUUAAUUGGAUUGUAAGAUCGUUCAAACAGGGUCCCCAUCAAUCUGUUGUUCCUGUCAUGGGCCCAGAUUUAAUAUUUUUGGAUAAGCUUUUCAAAUUUUCAAAUGGUUUAAUGGUAAAUGGUUUGAACGUUUAUUUUAGCAGAAACUUAAAAAAAUUUUUAUUUUGAUAUUUUUUAUAUAUAUAUAUAUAUAUAUAUAUAAUAUAAUAUAGAGAGAGAGAGAGUAUAAAAAUGGAGAACAAAUCUUUGUUCUUCAAUACACAAUUAAAAAUCCCUGUGGAGUGCUCCAUUUCUUUACUUCUUAUUUAUGUGCUUCUAUAUACAAUUUUGUUGGUGAGUGCCAGAGAUUGGAGAUAUAUAUUAUUGAAAAGCUAAUCUGGAAUUGAGGCCAAAGUUUGUAAUAGUUUGCUUCCUCUGUUAUUAUAUUCUUCCCUUUAUCUUGAAGAACGCUAUUACCCUGCCCAGAUGUAAUUUUACUCCAAUACAUUAUGCAAAAGUAGAGUUUUAAAUAACAAAGCUCUUGGCUACAUAAAAAUCUAUGUAUUCCUCACAACAACUUGUUGUAUUGAUCCAAUUGCUUGUAUUUUGCAGGUGAAGAUGAUAUCGAGGCCCUAAAAUCCAAGAAUAUCAAACAGACUGCUCUGGUAGCAGAUUUACGGGAGGCGAUCCUGCAAGUUGCUCGCCAUUUUCAAUGCACAGAUCCCAAAAACUGUAACAUUGUAAGUUAUUCCAAUAUCUGCAUGCCCCAGAUGUCUGCCAGGGUCAUUGAGUAAACAUCUUAUAAUAGUCAUUAAUUGUUUAGCCACUGACUGAGAUAGAGAAUAUAUAUUAUCCAGUAUUAAAUGCUUCUUUCUUCUCUUUUCUUUUUUUUUACCUCUUUAAUAACGGUUUCUGAACACUCUGGAACUAACACAACUUAAGUGUAUUUGAUAGUUUUUUGACUUCUACUCAUCACAUUCAAAGGUCGGCUGAAAAUAAAAGUUGUAUAAUGACUAAUUGUUUGUUUGAUAAGUGUUGGAGUGUAUUCCUUUAAGUGGAUGGUUAAAAUAUGUGUAUAACUCAAUGGAUAGUGUUGAGGAAGACUAAUAUAUAGUCUUGAAUAAUUUGUUCUUUAUCUUGAAAACAUUCUAACUUACUUGUUCCUAAAAUAGAGAAUUAGGGAAAAUACCCAUGUUUUUCAUCAAAAUCCAAGUUUGAACAGGACUCUGUUUUUGUUCCAUUUACAGGACUUGACUCCUGAUUACACGAUGGAGAGCCAUCAAAGAGACCAUGAAAACUAUGUGUCUUGCUCGAGGAGCAGGCGUCGCAGGGCUAAAGCUUUGUUGGACUUUGAGCGCCAUGAUGAUGAUGAACUGGGCUUUCGCAAGAAUGAUAUAAUAACGGUAACUUCUGGGGACCUGUGAAAGGACUAUGAUGACUCUUCUUGAGGCUUUACAUUCUUUUAAUACAUUUCUUAUAAUUUUCAGAUAAUUUCACAGAAAGAUGAGCAUUGCUGGGUAGGGGAACUUAAUGGACUACGUGGUAAGUUAAAAAUUGUCAUCCCUUUUAUCUACGAGCUGGAAGUGAAAACCAUUUUUAAACUCAUGAGAAAUACAUUCUUCUAUUUAUCAUCUGUUCUUGUCCUAUAAACCCCACUCCAGCAAGGGGGGGAUGUGGGGGUGAGGAUGCUGUUAUCUGAAUUACUAUCAGAGGGCAGGCUUAUAGCUGCAGCUAUUUUAAGCAACUGUGUGCAGGGACACAGUAGCAACGACUAUUGCAUAAUAACCUGUACAAUGAGCAUAGGUUGUUAUGGUGAUUUGAGUGACUUUUUAAUUCUCCUUCCUCUUAUCUCGUCAGACUAAUUUUACAUGUUUAUUUUGCAACUCAUAGUCCCUCUAUUUCCUUAGCGCUCUCUCCUAGUGGAUGUACUGUUUUUAGUUUCCAAGUUGGCAAGUACUCAAUUUCUGAUUUGUUCAAACAUGUGUCAAGUUCACUACCGAACAAGGCAAACAAAUUAAAAUCUUUUGAACAGACUCUCAGAAACAUAACUUAUCUUCUAAUAUAUCCUGCCUUGUAACAUACUUUUGUUAAAAACUAUGGCUGGCAGUAAUCAACUUGUAUACUCCGUUCAUAACCUCCCACACUUCUUUCUGAUCAUGGAAACAAGCCUUUUUGAUGUUAAUACCUGCUCAGCAGCAGAACGCAAUCAUUUCAAAGGUGCACUAUAGUCAGCAGAACAACAACAGCUCAUUGGAUUUGUUCUGGUGAGUAGAAUCACUUCCUUCAGGCUUUUUGCUGUAAAAACUGCUGAGGGAUACCUCUACUGGCCACUGCUCAGAUGGCUGCUAGAUGUGCUUUCUGGGUCAGUGCUGCACACUGUGCAGUACUGGCAUUCAGUGUCUCCACCCUUUGCAUGGAGACACUGAACCUUCCUCAUUGAGAUGCAUUGAUUCAUUCUCAGCCAAUCCAAUGCUUUCCUAUGUGAUUGGCUCAGACAGUCACUUCAGAUGAUGUCAGCCAUGCAGGCAGAUCAGUGGCAGAGCGAGCAGCAGCAGACUGGAAUAAAAGUAAGAUUGUACUAUAUUUAGGGGAAGAAUGGAAGUCAGGGGGGCUAGGUGGUGUUUUUAACACUAUAGAACAAUAUUACAGAUUUGUGUUGCUGACCCUAUAGUGUUCAUUUAAAUAUAGUUUAUUCACUAGUGUCUGGUCAUCUGCAAUGCAUGUGAUAUUGCAGGGUCUUCAGCCUACCGCAUAGAAGACAAUUUGAGCACAAUGCAGUGAAUUUGAGGAACUUGAAUACCGUACCUAAUUCUACUGUAAACAUAUGUUCUUGACCUAAGCAUGUUGUCCAUUGUAGAUAUUACAAAUUGUUAAUUAGCUACUUGUGAUUACCAUUAAAUGUCAUGUCCUGUUUGGAAGAGCUCUCUUUCUUCCUUGUUGUAGGUCAGCUUAGAGAUGGAUAAAUACAUAUGAAGAUUGGUUUUGCCAUUAUUUUAUUAUAAUUUUUUUAAUUUUAGAAACAGUUUGUCUAUAUUGACAUUUACAAUAUUUUCUUUACUACAAGACAUUGGUUGGUUUUUGUUUUGUUCAAGAUUCUCAUACAUUUUAAGAUGAUAACUAUGGUCAGCUGAAAGGCCCCAUGGCAGCAUCUGUGGGUGCAUCCAACUAAUCUGGUCUCACACUCUUAACAUUCUCAGAAGGGUGAAACUAAUUCACAAUAAGCAUCCCUCACUGCAGAGCAGCAUUGACUUAAAGACACUUAGCCAUGUUUAACAUUUUGUAACCCCUUUUCAUCUGCAAAUUAUCUAUUACAUCCUUUUAUUGCUAGCCACAUGACAAAUAUAUACAUAUUGUAAGUAUAGUGAAAUAUAAUGUAUUCAGGCCUCAAAAUUUCCACUAGCCAUUGGUAAAUAGAAAUUCAUGCCCCAUUGAGUGUGCAUUGGACCCUUCAGGCUUGUAGUGGAGACUAACUUUUAAGGCCUCGCCAGUAGUAUAGGACUUAACAUUUUAAACCCUGUGUAUAUAUCUGUUAUUUGGCAAGUCCUAAAUUAAUCUACAAAUAAUUAAAUAUUUUUAUGAACUCUUUCGAUGUUAACAAAUUUGAAAUCGUUAUGGGCGUCAAUGUGCAUUGAAUUCUAAUCGUUUGAUGUUUGUUCUUUGCUAUGCAUAUUGCUUGCCUUUUAGAUACUCUUAUUUACUCACUGCUAAGAAAAUCACAUCUAAUAUCUUUUUUACAUGGGGAUAAAAAUAGAAAGUUUCUGUACAGUCAGCAAUGUUGCUAUAGAGAUAUGUUUCCAGACUUCACAUCACACAUGGUACUGGUCUGAAGUGAUAUUAUUUCAUGGGAUGCAGUGGGAAUGGCUGGCGGCUACAUCAUACCUGUGUUCAAUUUAUGCUGUUCAAUUUACUGGAACUGCUUACGUCCUAUAUAAGUUGAAGCUGUCACACCCACGGAGUUGCAAACCAACCCAUGUAUUUUGCCAUGUUAUGUAAAGGUGACCAUGCCACUUUAAUAACCCUACAGAACAUUUCUGUUCAUAGCUGUUCCUCUUUUCCAUUGCUUCCAGGUUGGUUCCCUGCAAAGUUUGUGGAGAUACUGGAUGAAAGGAGCAAAGAGGUAAAUUGAUAUCUAGAACCGGGUAAAGGAAAAGUGACGCUUAGUUCUUUUUAUGAAUAGUGCCCUGUAAACUUUUUGUAUUUUUCCCUUUUGUGCUGUGUUUUUUUCUUUUCUUUUUCUUGUAGUUUUAAGAUGAUUAAAUUGGCAAUCUUUGCACCAAACCCACUAUAUCUUAAUUUAAUGUUGUUAGUGCAUAGAUGCUGCCUCUUUACAUUUGGCUGAGGGUAUGCUUCAGUUUUUGAAGGCCUUCACAUUCUGUGUCCUCACACAUAGCACAAUUACGAAGAACACUCCUAAUGCAUAUUGCUCUUUAGAUCGGCUUGAUAAAAUAUUUCCAGACUCCCCUCCCUUGCUUUUUUGUAAACCGUGGAGUGCACACAAGCGUCAUGUUCCCGGGGUGACUGCUUGACUGUAUGGGCACAUCACGUAAACUCUGCUAUAAAGUGCAAAGGACAAGAUGAUUGGUAGCUGCAGUGCAUGACAAAUUAAGACGGCGAGCCCCAGGUCAGCCAAAGUCAUAUAUAUGUUUUAUUGUAAUAAUAAGAGAGACAAAAAAUCAUUCAAAGUUACCCCAAGUUACUGUAUAUGGCAUUGUAAGAUGCCAAUCCUUUUUUUUUUCUAGAAUUUCCUUUUUUAGCUUAGCAGCUAUUUCAUUACAAAACAUACAGCAGCAGUCUUUGUUAUUGGGUUAAUAUCCUGUAUCCAAUCAUUUGAAGGUCAAUAAGCCAUGCACGGAACAAUUAAAAAGGUUCUACUAUACAGGCAGUACAUAUAAGACAAGAUGUCAAUAGCUGAAAAGAUUGAAGGCCUUGUUUUGUUUGUUUAUACAUAAUAAAUGCCAGUGAAGUAGAAAGCCUUGGGAGGUAUUACAUAAUUUCCCAGGCAUUCAUUUCGUGAAGAUUGUUUUAACAUUGACUGACCUUUUUCCCCAUUAAUACAGUAUUCAGUCGCUGGUGAUGACUCUGUUACCGAAGGUAUUACAGACCUGGUUCGAGGAACGUUAUGCCCUAGCAUUAAGGCGAUAUUUGAGCAUGGACUAAAAAAGCCUUCUCUGUUGGGUGGUCCAUGCCACCCCUGGCUUUUUAUAGAGGAGGUAAGUUUCUUCUAACCCUAGUGCAUUGGAGUUGAUGUUUUGGUAUAUUUGUUUUGGUGAGAGGUACAGCACACAAUUGUUUUCUACCUUUUAAAAUUUUGUUUGAAUCCAUUAAUGUUUUCCUCUGCAUGAAGGAAAGUCUUACCCACCUCCAGCACUCUCAGACAAUACGUCAUACAGAACGACAAAAUUGACAUUGGUACUCAGUUGACAGUGUUAAUGCCAUAUUAUCAGUGCAUCAGAGGAGGGGACAAUCUCGAAGAGCCAUUUUAAGCAUCAGAAUUCAUGGGACAUGAACAGAGGACUAAUCCAAGCCUCACAAUUAGUCAAGAACAUCUAGGAACAUAAAAUAUUUGUAAAAAGAUAGUGUCCAAUGACUUCAAUAGGUUUCUGUGAAGUCUCACUGGACUCUCCAAGAACAUCUUUCUCCUGAGUCCUGGAUCUUGCAAUAUAACCGCUGCUAACAGGAAAACUGGUUUGGCAGCUGUAAAUAUGUCACCUUCGUGCCCGGCAGACUUACCUUAUUAUAUAAUUAUUUUAAACAAAAAGUGAAUGUUUUACUCUAUCAUAUUUUAGCUGGUUAUUGGUGAAAAGCAAUAUUAUUAUAGCCUAUUCUAUAUUUCAUUUAAUCAUUGUAAUAUCUUGAUUUUAAUAUAUUUUCUUUCUUUUUUGCAUGAAGAUAAAUUUACCUUUUGCUAAAUAAUCGUGCUCCUUAGAAUUCCUUCGAACGUCUUUUAUUCUAAGCAUGGUUACCUGGCUACAUUAGAUCAUGAGAAUACUAGAAAAGGAUACAUUGCAAACGUGUGUAACUGCAAAUGGUUGUCUCUCAAAGGAACACUAGGGCGUUUGGAAUGCAAACAUGCUACAGGUUCCUUCUAUUUAACUGACCCCAAAAAAAAAGCAAUUUAAUCCCCUUCAAAUGCUCAUUUGCUGCCGCCCCACCUCUUGGCUGAGAUCAUCAAGAUUGAUUAUCUUAACCAAUCAAAUGCUCCCCCAUAGGUCGUCCCUGCACUGCACCAAUCAAAUGCUUGUGGUUUUAUCAAUUUAAACAUUUUGUUAAAUCCUGUAAAAAUGCAUCAUUGUGUGAUCAAUAGAAACAUUGAAUGUGACGGCAGAUAAGAACCAUUCGGUCCAUCUAGUCUGCCCUAUUUUCUAAAUACUCUCAUUAGUUCCUGGCCUUAUCUUAUAGUUAGGAUAACCUUAUGCCUAUCCCACGCAUGCUUAAACUCCUUCACUGUGUUAACCUCUAUCUAUUUUUCAGUCCUGUUUAUUUAAUUUUGCUUUCCUAUUUGCCUCCAUCCCCUAUAGUUUAUCUGCUUAAUUGAUAAUUUAAAUUGUUUUUGUUAGUGUUAGUUAUUGCACUCCUAGUCCUGUCAAUUUAUGUUUAACUUACUUUCACCUAUCUGAUCUUUACCAUGCCUAGUUUGUGAUCCCCUUUUGUUCUCUCUCUAUAUUGCCUCUUUUGGCAAACUCAUUAAUUCAUUUGGAUUCCACUACCACCUGUAUGCUAAUGAUUCCCAGAUAUACCUCUCCUCUCCCUGCAGGUUGUCGGUACCUGCCUCACCCCAUCCUUUCAAGCUUGGUGUCAUUUUUGAGUAACUUCUAUCUCUUAAUUCUUCCUCUUGCUCUCUCCUAAAGAGCAACUCUCCACUCUCACCUCCAGUUCUGCCACUUAUCCACCAUGUAUAUUUGCUGUCUCCCUCUAUACCCUUCUUAUUGUGUUUUUAUACCCCACCUCUUCUAGACUGUAAGCUCGUGUGAGCAGGGCCCUCAACUACCUAUUGUUCAUGAUACAUUUUGGUAUUGUCACAUUUGGUAAAUUCCCCUCUUAUUGCAAAGCGCUCCGGUAUAAGCUGGUGCUAUAUAAUACCAAUAAUAAUAAUAAUAAUAAAAUCACUUAAUCCACUACCCUCUCAGUAAAGUAAUACUUCCUGAUAUUUUUAAACCUUUGCCCCUCUAAUUUAAGACACUGUCCUCUUGUUGUGGUAGUUUUUCUUCUUUUAAAUCUAGUCUCCUACUUUACUCUGUUGUUUCCUUUUAUGUAUUUAAAUGUUUCUAUCAUACCCCCCUCACCCCCUCCGUCUCAUCUUUCCUCCAAGCUAUACGUGUUAAGUUCCUUCAACCUUUCCUUGAAAGUUUUAUCCUACAAUCCAUGAACCAGUUUAGUAGCCCUUCUCUGAACUCUCUCUAAAGUAUCAAUAUCCUUCUGAAGAUACGGUCUCCAGUACUGCUUACAAUGCUCCAAGUGAGGUCUUCCCGCUUUCUACUGCUACCCUGUUUCCCUAGUCACUAGUUUCCCUCAACAUAAAUUUGCAGGAUUCCAUUUGCGAGUAAGCUUUGUUCGGGAAAGUUUUCCCGAACAUAGAUUUGCAGGAUUCCAUGCCCUAGUGAACUGGUCUAUGUUAAGGAGAAUUCCCCCAAAUGAAGACCUGCUUUCUAGCACAUGCUUGCUAUUGUUUCCCGCGAAAUAAGACAUCCCCCAAAAAUAAGCCCUAGUGCUUUUUUCAGGGGAAAAUAAAUAAGAUGGUAAUACUUCUCCCUAUGCAACCAAGCAUUCUGCUAGAAUUUCGUGUUGCUCUAAUGCAUUGUCUGCCUACUUUUAAGUUAGCAGAAAUAAUUACCCCUACAUCCCUUUCCUCAGAUGUUGAGGUUAGGACUCUAUCAAAUAUCCUUUACUCUGCCCUUGGGUUUUUACGUCCAACAUGCAUUAUCUUGCACUUAUCCACAUUAAAUGUCAAUUGCCACAACUCUGACCAUUUUUCUAGUUUACCUAAAUCAUUUGCCAUUUGGCUUAUCUCUCCAGGAACAUCAACCCUGUUACAUUUCUUAGUAUCAUCAGAUAAAAAACAUACCUUACCAUCAAGACUUUCUGCAAUAUCACUAAUAAAAAUAUUAAAGAGAAUGGGUCCAAGUACAGAUCCCUGAGGUACCCCACUAGUGACAAGCCCAUGCUUCAAAUAUACUCCAUUGACUUCAACCCUCUGUUGCCUGUCACUCAGCCACUGCCUAGCCCAUUUAACAAUAUUAGAAUCCAAAUUUAAAGAUUGCAGUUUAUUGAUAAGCCUUCUAUGUGCAACAGUGUCAAAAGCCUUAUGGAAAAUCUAGGUAAGCAAUGUCUACUGCACCACCAUGAUCUAUUAUUUGAGUUACCCAAUCAAAAAAAUCUCUAAGAUUAGUUUGGCAUGACAUCCCUGAAUUAAACCCAUGUUGUCUCUGAUUUUAGAUACUCAAUCCUAUACUUUAACAUGGUUUCCAUUACUUUCCCCACUACUGACGUAAGGCUUAUUGGGCUAUAGUUGCCCGACUCCUCCCUACCUUUCUUGUGAAUGGGUACAACAUUCGCUAACUUCCAAUCUUCUGGGACUAUUCCUGUUAACAAUGAUUGGUUAAAUAAAUUUGUUAAUGGUUUUGCUAGUACACCACUAAGCUCUUCUUUUAUUUUUUUGGCCUACGGCCAUACCAGUCUGAAAGUGCCUGAUCUCGUCAGAUCUCAGAAGCCAUCCAGAUUUUGGACCUGGUUAUUAAUUGUAUGGUAGACCACUAAGCUCUUUUAAUAACUUUGGGUGUAUUCCAUCAGGCCCCAUAUACUUAUUUGUCUUUACUUUUGAAAGUUGAAAUAGAACCUCUUCCUCUGUAAAUUCACAUGUAGCAAAUGACUCAAUUUUCCUUUUUCUUAACUGAGGUCCCUUUCCUUCAUUUUCAUGUUUUGGGGGGCAAUUGGAUUGAUGUUUUAUCACCCUUUUGCCCCCUUACCUCUAGUUUAACUACAUCAUAGCAAAACAUCUGAACUGCUCACUGAGAACAUUUGUUCCCUUUUCAGAAAGAUUCAAACCAUCUUUUUUUGUACAGUUAAUUUCCAUUCCAAACAGAGCUACCAUGAGAAAUGAAGCCAAAUCCUUGCUCCUGACACCAUUCACCAAGCCAGAAGUUAAAGUCCCUAAUACACGUCCGCCUGUCAUUCUAAGUGUUAUGCACAGGCAGAACUUCAGAGAAUGACAGUGUGGAAGCAACCUGCUGUGUAUCAUUGGCAAAAACACAAAAAACUUCCUUUACCUCUGAAACCUCAUUGCAAGCCAAGUCAUUUAUCCCUAGAUGGACAAGUACAUCCAAUUCCCCUUCCUGCUUUGCGUAACCAUAUUAAAAAUGUCUCCUGUCUCUUCGAGCAGUAGUUCCAGGAAGACAUCUUAUAAGGCCACUAUUGUCCUGCUCCUUACCUGUUAUGAUAGAAUCCCCCAACAACGAAUACUUUCUAUCGGGCCUCGCCUUAUCCUUUUUGUCAGUAGUUUAGCAUUAUUUCCCUGUUCAUUUAUUUAAUGAAAUUACAGUACAUCUUAUGUACGAAAUUAUCAAAGUCUUUCUUUAAUGAGCAAUAUAACUUUAUUAUUUUUUCUUUUAAUAAAUCCUGGUACACUAGCACUGCUUUUCUGACUGAUCAUUUCUUUUACCUAGGCUGCCAGCCGAGAAGUGGAGCGAGAUUUUGAUUCCGUGUACUCACGCCUUGUCUUGUGCAAGACUUACAGGUAACUAAAACAUGUCCACACAACACAGCUUUCUCAUGUAUGAUGACAGGAUUUGCUUGUUAAUGAAAACAAUGGAUUAUGCUUUGGCAAGUGUGAGGACUCUAAACCAGGUUUUGCUAAAAACUAUUUGUUACAUUGGGAGUAAGCUUUCCAUGCUUUCACCUAAUGUGCAAUAAUCCAAGGAUAAAUGAACCACAGGUUCUCCAGUAUAAAAGUCAAAAAGGGAAAAACCUGAAGUGUACUAAAGCACCUCGGGAGGGGAACGCACAUACUGUAUAGUAUGUGUCACACAUGACUUAAACCACAAAAAUAAAUGUAUUUAAUUGUUCUGGUUUAAGUAAUCUGUAAAUCAUAUUAUACAAUAAAAUGUAGCUUUUAUGUUCACUGCCUUCCCCUCCUGAAGUGCCUUAGUACACUUCAGGUGUUUCCUGUUUUGAUUAUAUGAGUGUUGAUUGUAGUAGGGUUAUCCCCUUUUAUUCAGGGAAGUGCAGUUACAUAGGAUAGUUUAAAGUGUACCUGUCAUGUAGCACACAAGUUGGUUUAAAUUAAAUGCAUGAAACGUGGUGCUAGUUGAAAUGCUAGCAAAUGUAUAGAUUAUCAUUAAACACUCUUUAAAAAUUCUGCCCCUCCCUGUGUCAAUUAAUCUUGGGUAUAGACCUUUUGGUACCGGUGGCAUUCGAUCUAAGCUGAGGAUUGUGUGACGUGAGGAGCAGGAGAACCAUUCUACUGGUGGUUCUCAUUCUUCCUCUCACAUAUAUUCCUGAAAUGCAGAUUGUAACAAAAUAUUUUCCAUGUUGCUUAUGUUUGAUAAAAGCACUGAAAUGUUGGACUUGGGUCUUGAUUUAAUAAGCUUUUCAAAUGAUUCAAUAUGGAUAUAAACUUGGUACAAAUCAUGGAAAUGUGUAGUUAAUAGAAAAAUUAAUAUAUAUGCAGUCAAUAUAGAUAUUUUAAUGAUCUGAGGCAUAUGCCAGUGAUUAUAAGCGUGUUAAAAUACAAGCAAGCUAGGUCCGUAGAGGCACAAAAGACAUAGAAAAACAUUUGAAUAAAAAUCAUGGAAUUCGGUUAAAGAAUUUAGGAAUAUGAUUAAUUAAUAGACAACCACUACGAGUAUAAGAUAAGCUAGGAACAUUUGACACUUAAUGAAUUUCAUAGUGAGACGUUCGAAAUCUUAGAAUUGCUUGUCUCAAGAGCAAACCGUAUAGAGUCCAAGCCUGCCACCCCUGUCUGCUGGUUGUACAGAGAUCGUGUGUUCAGCUACACAACUACAUGCGGAUUCCGUGUGUUCAGCUACACAACUACAUGCGGAUUCUGUGUGUUCAGAUACACAACUACAUGCGGAUAGCGUGUGUUCAUUUACACAACUACAUAAAAGUCUGCAUUCACAUUCAGUAAUAUCAAAUACACCAUUUCAUUUACAACACAGUCCUAGAGAACAAACGAUAGGCUUUGUAUAAUAUUGCCGAUGUUUAUAUCCGUAUCUUAGUUUGUCAAUUUGCAUUUGACCUUUUACAGGUUAGAUGAAGACGGGAAAGUGUUGACCCCAGAAGAAUUACUUUAUCGGGUGAGUGUUUUUAUCAAUUCAUUGAUUAUAUAUUUUCUAGACACAAAACAAUCAUAAGCUGGUUAGUCAAUGUAUUCCCCUAUAUUCUAUAGUUAUCCACUGGUAUCCAUUAAAUGAUCUUAUACAUGCAUACCUUUAUACAUCUAUCCAUGGUGUAUAGGCCAUUUCCCAGCAAGGUGGAGAUAAAUGAAGCAUGCGUUUGUGCUUGCAUAUUGUUUUUAUUUAUUUAUUAAUUCUUUAUUUUGGUUGUGCAUGGAUGGUACAUGAUGGCAUUGCAUACUGUUAAGCAACAUAAACAAUUGUGAACGUGUAGUGGGAAAACUAAACAGUAGAGCCUAUUCUGCACAUUUUAUUUUCUUCAAAUUAGAGAGACACCGUGCUAGUGCUGGAUCAUAGAGCGUUAACAGGCUAGAGUUUGAGAUAUAUUGAGCUGGUUGCAUAAACUAAAUUGGCUCCAGGGCACUAUGCACAUGAGUACUAGACAUGCAAGUUAUAGGUAAAUAUAAACACUAAUGUGUGUCAGAGUAGGUAAUAAUGCAUGAGGAGGUACAUGGAAAGAGGUGCUUAGUAAGAGUGAGCUAUACAAAGCUGGUGAGGAAACACAGCAGAAAAGUUAUAGUCAUUUAAAAAAGGCUUGUAUAAUGUAAGAGAGGUAAUAGUAAACGUAAAUGGCCUUGUGUAGGUAAUUGAGAGUUUCAAAGCCAAAUGUAUAAUAGCACAUAGGAUACAUGUCAGCAAGGUGCAGCCCGGGUUUUAGCCGAUACCCAUUCUGGAGAUCAAAAGCACAAUCCUGACCUGAAGGCCACAGGAGUGCCGCAGUUGGAGAUCAUUGUGUUGUGGGUCGGCAGGCAGAAGCCAGCGGCCUUGUCUCUGGCUUGCAUAUUGUUUGAUGUCUUUACAUUUGCAUUUACUAGGGGGUGCAGUCUGUGAAUGUCAGUCAUGAUUCUGCUCACGCACAGAUGGAUGUAAAGCUUCGUUCUCUCAUCUGUAUUGGGCUCAAGUAAGUAUACGCCAUGAUAAUAUCACUGUUACAUGCUCUUUACUUUGUGCAGUGCAGCCUUGUAGAGUAGCCUCAGAUACAGAUCUUAAUUUUUCUUAAGCUUAAUUUUGCUGUAGGUUCUUCAACUGUUACCAGAGAUUCCUGGUAUCUGAUGAACCUUACAUUGAAAGUCUAAUUGAUGUUAUCACGAAAGGGAAUGUUAACUGAGUCAUUAACAAUAUGUUUGAAUUUUGCCUUAAGCUAAUUGUGUAUCUAAUUGUUACAGUGAACUUCUGUAUUAUUGUCAGACACAGGACCUUACCCAUAAUGUUUCAAAAGUACAGAAAGAGCUGUAGCUCAGGUUACAAUAGACAGUCACACUUCUGCCUUAUGAUUUGACAAAUUAAAGCUAAAUAAUACAGAAAUGUAUGAUGUAUAAUCAUCUCUAAUUAAGGCUAUCUAACAGUCAUGAUGUUUCCAAAGGACAUAUUGUUUUCUCUAAAUAAAGGCAUCUUUCUUUUUUAAUGUCUUUUUCCUGUGUAACAAUACUCAUAUUGUGUUGUCUAUUGGAAACUUCUGGGGGGGUUUUCUCCCUCUUACCAUAGCGCACAUUUACAAAAUUAACGUGCUCGCAUCACAAUACGCUGACGUGCAAACAUAACAUUCCAAUAACCACUUGGUUCUAGGAUCCAGUUGUUGUGUAACCUCAUUUAAGGAAAUUAUUGUUCAUUAUUAAUUACAUGAAAGCAUUGGAUUCAAUAUUUUUACUAAACAUGUUUACAACGAUGGUAGUUUUUCAAUGGGAUAAAUUUGGGGACAAAAUUCUAAAAAUUUGUCAUCAUAGAAACCAGUGUACAAUUCCUGCUGACUGUUCCAUAUUUAGAACUUUGCUCCAGAACUGCUCCUUAUAAAUAACUCUGUGUAGUGAUAUAUUAUUCAGAGUCUGUCUGGUAUGUUAGCCUAAAGGGAAUGACUGCUAACAUUUCAUCAUGUUAAUAACACAAUGAGCUGUACCUGCUUGAUCAAGUACACUUCACCUGUUUGCAACUGUAUUCUUUAUGGCUUAUUCUUUCCCUUAUUAAUCUGAUGUAAUUCUAGCAGUCGUCUGCCUUAGGCUAACAUGCCUGUUGUAAAUACGUUGGCUUUACCCCCAUUCUCAUGUUUGUGUCAAGUACACAAAAAUAACAUAAUUGACAGAAGUAAAACAAUUCUUACUUUAAUGUCUUUACUAUAAUCAACUAUUUUUAAGAGCAACUGGAAAUCGGCAUUUUCAUUUGUCACCUUCACAGACACACAAAUACUCACUGUCACUCUCUAUCCACAUGCUGUUCAUCAUCUACCUGAACUGAAAUAAGCAUAUGGGGUGCCCAUUAAAGGAGAUCUGUUAUGCCUUAAACCACUUAUCCUCUUUGGAAAGAGCAUGACAUUUCAUCCUUACAUUGUGUUGGCAAAUUUGCUAGCAAAUUUAUAAAUUGGGAGUAAAAAUGUAAAAGAUGUAAAAAUAGUUCAAUCUCGGGGGGCGUGGCUGACAGAGUUCCAACACAGACAUCUUUUCCCUGAGCUCCAAACCGGGCCUAGGGGAAACCUGAGACGUAGAGCCACAUAGAGAUUAAAUUUUGCACCAAAAAAGCACCCCAUACAAGCAAUGGGGCAAAAAAACAAGAAAAACUGUCAUUCAGAGGCUCCCUGUUAAUCAGAUAUUCGGCUCUCGUUUGAGAGACCGCGGCAGUCUAAAAUGGUGCCUGAACCAGGAGAUGUGCCUGAGCCGUCAGAGACCUCAUUGGAGAAGGAAGAUCCUCUCACCUCUCCCCGCUCUGGGGCUACGACCCCCACCUCUGAUGUGAAGAAAUAGGCAGCGGCGCCAAGUGGCGCACCCAUGGAUAUAAUCGCGGUGACUAGAGAUAUCGCAGCGAGAUCAGUGAUUAUGACCCGUUCGAGGGAGAUGGGGAUGAUACAAUAUAAGGGGCACACUGUCUCUAUAUGCAGACAUCCCGUUCUCAGUCCUGGUAGAGAAGAGGAAGCUGGUUCCAAUUGCUAGUCGAUUAAGAGAACACUCCAUGAAAUACUGCUGGGGAAUAGAGGGGUCCCUCUUGGUAGAGAAUGGAGGAGAGACCAUUAUGCUGAUGUCAGCGGAAGAUCCAGAGCCGCUCCUGCAGGCACUGGGAUUGUCCCAACAACCCACGAGGAACUUCUCCAGAGGCAAAAAACUGUCAGGGACCGUGAAACUAGGAACAACUACGCAACCGCCAAAGCUUUGGGAACACUGACCAGUCCAUACCAUAUCAGAUGCCUCACUUGACGCGAGUAGGUUCCGUGGGUGCCGUGGUCUGGAGACCUAACAACCUCCUGUUCACAGGCUGGGACUUACCUUGCAUCGAUAGCUUAACCACUGGGUUCCAAAUACCAAGUUUUCAAAGACUGCCAUACCUGUUGAUCCCAAGAGUCAGCCCAUUCCUGUCAUACCACAAAUAGUGAUGUUAUAGUCACCUAAUAUGUUGCUUACUAUAAGCUGUUAAUUUAUCAUAACGAAUUUAAAACAUUUGAAAACAAUGUUAUAAACUCAAUGAAAUAUAAAUUGAAAAAAUAAAACAAAAAAUAGUUCAUUCUCCCACUUCUCAGUCAAAUCUUUGGUAGACUAUGUUCUGACGAUUUUACUGGGAAGGGAGAGCAAAAUAAUACAAAAACACAGGUGAUUGCAUGUGCUGCUGUUGCUAUGGAAACUUAAGCCAACCCUGCUAUCAGUGGGCAUAAGAACGGAGUGACGUCAGACACAGACAUGUUGGCAACGAAGUCAGCAUUCCAGAAGAAGAGGAAGUUUGACAUGAUUGUGGAAGCAUUCCCAAGCAGGGCAAAUUGGGGGGGGGAGGGAGAAUCAAAGUGUACGACGGACUAGAGGUGGGUGUUACUUGACGAGUAAUACCCACCUUCAGGUAACACCCACGUGGCUGUGCUGGAAUGGAGGUCAGCGGAGUAUAUCUCAAUAUUUUACAUUGAAUACAUCAUGUAUGUUUUUGAUAUAUCAUGUAUUCAAUAUAUGUUGGAGGGAAGGGAAGUAAUUUUUUUUUUUUCAUGGUUCACUUUAAUUCAGAAGGGAGACUGCAAGUGGUCUCUAUUAUUCAACAAUCCUCUAGAGCAGGGCUGCCCAAAAGGUAGAUCCCCAGAUGUUUUAAAACUGCAGCUUCCAUGGUGCUUUGUCAUUCCAAGACAUGCAAAGCAUCACGAGGGUCUAAACAUCAUGUGGGCAUCUACCUUUAGGGCACCCCUGCUCUAGAGUCUAGAUGAACCCUUCACAAUAAUUGUGAGAUGCCCAUUCCCCUGAUUCCUUAGACUUGCCACUGCUGAUGCACUUCACAGCUUUAAACCAGAGUUCUAUUCAACUAUGAAUACAGGGAGUGCAGAAUUAUUAGGCAAGUUGUAUUUUUGAGGAUUAAUUUUAUUAUUGAACAACAACCAUGUUCUCAGUGAACCCAAAAAACUCAUUAAUAUCAAAGCUGAAUAUUUUUGGAAGUAGUUUUUAGUUUGUUUUUAGUUAUAGCUAUGUUAGGGGGAUAUCUGUGUGUGCAGGUGACUAUUACUGUGCAUAAUUAUUAGGCAACUUAACAAAAAACAAAUAUAUACCCAUUUCAAUUAUUUAUUAUUACCAGUGAAACCAAUAUAACAUCUCAACAUUCACAAAUAUACAUUUCUGACAUUCAAAAACAAAACAAAAACAAAUCAGUGACCAAUAUAGCCACCUUUCUUUGCAAGGACACUCAAAAGCCUGCCAUCCAUGGAUUCUGUCAGUGUUUUGAUCUGUUCACCAUCAACAUUGCGUGCAGCAGCAACCACAGCCUCCCAGACACUGUUCAGAGAGGUGUACUGUUUUCCCUCCUUGUAAAUCUCACAUUUGAUGAUGGACCACAGGUUCUCAAUGGGGUUCAGAUCAGGUGAACAAGGAGGCCAUGUCAUUAGAUUUUCUUCUUUUAUACCCUUUCUUGCCAGCCACGCUGUGGAGUACUUGGACGCGUGUGAUGGAGCAUUGUCCUGCAUGAAAAUCAUGUUUUUCUUGAAGGAUGCAGACUUCUUCCUGUACCACUGCUUGAAGAAGGUGUCUUCCAGGAACUGGCAGUAGGACUGGGAGUUGAGCUUGACUCCAUCCUCAACCCGAAAAGGCCCCACAAGCUCAUCUUUGAUGAUACCAGCCCAAACCAGUACUCCACCUCCACCUUGCUGGCGUCUGAGUCGGACUGGAGCUCUCUGCCCUUUACCAAUCCAGCCACGGGCCCAUCCAUCUGGCCCAUCAAGACUCACUCUCAUUUCAUCAGUCCAUAAAACCUUAGAAAAAUCAGUCUUGAGAUAUUUCUUGGCCCAGUCUUGACGUUUCAGCUUGUGUGUCUUGUUCAGUGGUGGUCGUCUUUCAGCCUUUCUUACCUUGGCCAUGUCUCUGAGUAUUGCACACCUUGUGCUUUUGGGCACUCCAGUGAUGUUGCAGCUCUGAAAUAUGGCCAAACUGGUGGCAAGUGGCAUCGUGGCAGCUGCACGCUUGACUUUUCUCAGUUCAUGGGCAGUUAUUUUGCGCCUUGGUUUUUCCACACGCUUCUUGCGACCCUGUUGACUAUUUUGAAUGAAACGCUUGAUUGUUCGAUGAUCACGCUUCAGAAGCUUUGCAAUUUUAAGAGUGCUGCAUCCCUCUGCAAGAUAUCUCACUAUUUUUGACUUUUCUGAGCCUGUCAAGUCCUUCUUUUGACCCAUUUUGCCAAAGGAAAGGAAGUUGCCUAAUAAUUAUGCACACCUGAUAUAGGGUGUUGAUGUCAUUAGACCACACCCCUUCUCAUUACAGAGAUGCACAUCACCUAAUAUGCUUAAUUGGUAGUAGGCUUUCGAGCCUAUACAGCUUGGAGUAAGACAACAUGCAUAAAGAGGAUGAUGUGGUCAAAAUACUCAUUUGCCUAAUAAUUCUGCACUCCCUGUAUGUGGUUGAUGCUGAUUUGUGACUAUGAUAUUCUCAUAUUUUUGCUCUGCACAUGUCUUGUCUUGCAGCGAGCAGGUAAUCCACUUGUGGCUUGAAGUGCUGUGUUCUAGCUUGCAGACCGUAGAGAAGUGGUACCAGCCGUGGUCAUUCCUCAGGAGCCCAGGUUGGGUUCAGAUAAAAUGUGAACUAAGGUACGUGUUAAGAAUACAAACUUGCAGGGUUACUCGCUAAUGUGAGAAUUGUUGGGAAAUCAAAAGGAAUUUCAAGGCCAAAAUAGCCAAACUGGAAGUAUUUUAGAGAAUUUUUCCAGGUUGGGUACUUUAGCCUUAAAUUUGAAAUUCACUUAGAAUUUCUGACAAUUCUCUGUUUAUUGAAUUACUGUGUUGGAAACAUCUGACCCCAUCCCAGUAAAAGUAGAAACUUGAGAAUUUUGACCAACUAGUGGCUUAUACAAACUGUAAGUUGGGCAUGGGCACUGGUUAGAUUAUUUGACAUGUACAGAGUUUAAAAAUACAUAAACGAGUGAUGUUUCUAACAAUACUUCAUGAUACAUGUGCAAUAAUGAAAUCCAUUCUAUAACAGUGUUAUAGCACUGCAUAAUUAUGGUUAUAGAAUGCCUCAAUACAAACAACGCAGAGUAUUCAGUUUAUUGCAUUUGUCAGCUAAAAUACAGAUAUGUAAACACAUUUUUGAUGCAUUUCCCGAAACCUGGCAAAAGAAAAAGUAAGAACUGCAAAUAUGGCAAUGAAUCACAAUGCGUAGCAUGCAAGCCCUUUUUCUGCAAUGUGGGGUGCUGUAUGCUUUCGUCUAGUAAAGAGCUUGUGUUGGUGUAACAGCAGCAUAUUAUAAACGUCUGUACCUUUUGCUGCCCUUUUUUAUACCUUACUGAAAGAUGCAGAUCUUGUCAAACACACCUCGAGUUUGACACACGCUUUGACAUUUAUGUCCUUCGCAUUAACGUUCGUCUUUUGCCAAAUGUCAUGUAUUACUCAUAUAAUCUUUUGAAAAACACAGUAUGUUCUGUCACAAUUCAUUUUGCCACAUUUGUCCUUCCAUUCUAUAUAGUUUAAUCAGCAGAUAUAGUAAAUGCAGCUAACAUUCACAAACCUAGAACAAUUAAAACGCUAAACAAUCUCUAAAAAAGGGGACAUGCAUCACUUUGAGGCAACUGUCUCAUUUAAAAACUUUAACUUCGAAUGAGACAGUUGCCUCACUCUGCAGCUUGAGUAAAUAAUUUUAUAAAUAUACACAUAGACUUCAAAUAUAUAAAUAUGUAUAUGCUGGUCUAAUGUGUCCCCUCUGAUGAGCCUGUUGGCGAAAGGCACGCGUCAGGGGCUCUAGGACACCCAUCAACACAGUAGACCAGCAAUUUGUAUCUGAUCGUAGACUUUGGUUGAUGGGAUUUUCCUUUUUCUUAGUUUCUUAAAUUUAGUUUAGCAACUGGGGGGGAGGGGGUUGACCUUUUUUCCUGUUCCCUCUAAUUUUAGAGGGAAAUUUAUCAUGAUUAUUUUUAGGUUUAUACGUAAUAAAAGUUGUUUUAUAUAUAGUUCCAAUACAUUCACCAUCCAAUAUCCUAUUUUCAACACACUCCCAUUUCCUUUUAUUUUGCUUACUUUUACAUUUAGGGUUACCCCCUUUUAGGAGUGUUUGUUAGUACCUCAUUCCUUGCCUUACAAAAUGUAAAAAAAUGUCAAAUCUAAAACCUUAUUAAAAGCGAUUUUAAACUAACUAAUGUCUUUAUGUUUCUACAGGGUUCUCUCAAAGUUUGCUUUCAGUUUAUCUCCAGACUGGGAAUUACCUGUUAAAAAAGAGGUAGGUUUAAAGAAAAAAACUGGGCGCCUUAUAGUUCUAUUGAAGAAUGUGAGCUAUUGCAGACUUUGUCUAAAAUUUAGGACAUUUUUUUUGUGACAUUUUAACUGUGCUAGGGGCUCUUAUAUUAUAUCUCAUAGACCUUUGCAAAUGUUUCUGUGGAUACAGUCAUGUGGUUUUAGCACUUUAUAUUAGUGGGUAAUAAAGGCUAUUGUCAUCUCUUUGCAGACAUUGAAGAGUAAAUGUGUGUAGCAGAAAGUACUGGAGUAGUGACACAAUCUCUGAUAUUAAUAUAUUUUGACAAUUGAUUAACAUGUCCAGGCUUGGUAGACUUUUACUUUUAACUUCUCAAUAAGUUAAAUUAAAUUUUAUGGGAUUUGACUUUUAUUUUCCUUGCUUACUCAGGAAAAAGAGAAAAAGCCAUUGAAGGAAGGGGUACAGGAUAUGUUGGUAAAACAUCACCUUUUCAGCUGGGACAUUGAUGGAUGAUGAAUGUAACUUUUGUUCUUCACAUGUUGCAGAACAGACUCCUGGAGCCUUAUGGCGCUCCUCUCCAAACUGCACUUUUCUAUCCUGUUCUACUGCCAAGAACUCCAAAAUAUCUCAUGUUCAUACUAGUACAUGCUUUGGGUUAACAGUCCAAUCUGAAUGUAAGAAGUUCUGAUGGGAGACAUUUGGACAAACAUGACCAUAUUGAGAUGGAAUGGAGCUCCAGGGAAGAAAGACAUUAAUUUUUUCCACCUGGAUUAAAACCUUGAAUGGUUUGUGUAGGCUGUCUUCAGCCACAAGUUCAUCUGUCCCAUUUUUUUUUUAUUUUUUUUUAUUAUUUGCAAAUGGAUUGGGUGUUCCAUAAUCCUGUUUUGUUGAAUCCACUACAGCUGUGUGUAUAUAUAAAUAUAUAUAUAUAAAUUAGUGUAUAUUUUGAGACCGAUGUGAAGAGUUUGCUUUUGUUAAGACCUCCUCCUACCUCCUCCGCCUGUUUUCUUUUACCAAUGAACCAACACCUUUCAGACUCUAUAAAUGCAUGGCCUCUUUAUUCUUUUAAUUACACAGGGACCGUGCUUCAUGAAAUGUGUUAAAUGUAUCUAUGACGAUCGGUGUGUGACUUGACACUAGAGAAUUGCCCGCGCCAUAUUGACCCAUUACUCUGUAUCUCUAAAUGAGAUGUACCGAUAAGGACCAGAAUGCUGUGAAUUAUCUUCUCUUUGAUUUGUAACUUCUAUAAAGGUGUCUUUGAAUGUCGGAUCAGUCAGUAUUUCUUAGCAUUUUUUUUUUUUUUUAAUCCUCCAGCACAGAAUGUAAGGAAGGGGAUACAAGAACAAUGCUAGGCUUUAUAUCAUGUUUAGUCUGACAUUCAAGGACAUAAUUUCAAAUGUCUGGGGUAAUCUGUAAGGCAAAUUUGACCGUAAAGCAAAAAUAAAAAAAUAUAAAUCAUUGGAAAAUAUUGCUUAAGGAUUUAAUGGGGUAAAAAUCCUGCGUUCUAUAUUCCUGUUAUUUACUGUUACCCACUAUGACUCAUUACCACCAGUUAUAUAUUUCUAACCAACCCAGAUGUUAACCCAUCAAAC
Molecule: messenger RNA, 65524 nt
Organism: Pelobates cultripes (western spadefoot toad)
Lineage: Eukaryota; Metazoa; Chordata; Amphibia; Anura; Pelobatidae
Source: the annotation of a GenBank genome assembly